Molecule: messenger RNA, 48491 nt
Organism: Spirometra erinaceieuropaei
Lineage: Eukaryota; Metazoa; Platyhelminthes; Cestoda; Diphyllobothriidea; Diphyllobothriidae
Source: the annotation of a GenBank genome assembly
AUGGGCGGACUGGCGACGACAGACUCUUUCGGUCUCAUAGAGUCCUACAAGAAGAUGGAAGUACUUGGCGAGGGCUCCUACGCCACCGUCUAUCGCGGCUACUCCCAGUAAGAUCAGAUUUGUAGCCUUGAGACACGAUAUUUUCAUAAAGUCCCUCUGUUUGUUGAUCUCUUCUGUUCGGUGGCUUGCAGUUGUUUCAUUUACAUGAUUUUUGAAGUGGUGCAGGUUUCCCAAAAAAGCAUGCACGCUAAUUAAUUACAAAGCGUUUGCUUAUCACAGUACAUCCAACAUUCGAAACAGAAAGCAACCCACAUAUGAUGCAAGGAAAUUCAGCGACUAGAUUAAUAGACGUCGUCGCAGCUGAGAAUAGCACGGCCCUAUGGCUGGAGUAAAGUCCAAUGGCCAGAGGAUUCGGGUUCGAAUCUAUACCUGGGAUUGUGUAUAGUUGGCCGGCGAUGACUAUUAAGCCAGAAACGCCCAAACUAGUCACCUCUGUCUUCAUUUUUUGGGAAAACAGCUUUCUAAUUGCUGUGGCUUCUGGCCUGGGAACUACUGAAAACGCGAAGUAGUUUGAUCACAUACUUCAAAACGCAUUCCCUUUUAUAUUGAAAAGCACUGUUAGUCAACGGAUAUCCUCCGUUCGGCGAUCGAUGUCGCUAUCCGACUUAGGCCUCGUAUUUUAAGCGUCUCCACAAACGCAGUUUAGAGAUGUGAAGUCCGGCGGCCGGAAAAGUAUUCUCCGAUACUACUUUUUCCAAUCCAAAUGUCUUGUAGGACCUCAUCAAUGUUGCCUCAUACAUCGCGACGAUUGUGUGAUGGUGCCAAAUCUUGCUAAAAAUAAAUGUUCUCAUGUUCAAAACCCAGUCUAUUCCCCAUUAUUCCUUCCAAUGAAGGCAAAACGCAAACUGUGAAACCCCAGUUCAACAAUUAACAGUUAAAAUAUGCAUACGUUUAUAAGGCGCGCUGUAUACACAGAAAGUGAUUUGUCCUAUUCUCUGUCGAGAAGGUUUCGUCUUAGUAAAAGUUGCCGCAAGAAUGGCAUUGAGGCGGGAAUCACCAGAUGCCAUAUUAGGAGAAACGGUGUUCUCCUGUACCAGUAUAGUCUGCGUCCUGAGAUCCGAGGUUUCGAACCCGGUGGCGAAAUUUCCAGGUUAUGGUACACUGGGGUUGCGCGCACAGCAGUGUCUGUUGCCUGACCGCGUCAAGUACUCCGCUUUCCUGUCCGGCAGUGAAAACAUCCCAUGUUUCACUUGACGUCCUAGUCUGGUCUACUUUUUAUCCAGGGGUCUCACCUCGGAGAUUGGGUCACAGGAGCCUCGGUAUGGCGACCAACAUAAAGGCACUGAUGCCGUCCCAAUUCUUGUAGCCUUCUAAUUGUAUCUCGUCGUGUCAGCCCAUCACACCACCGGACUAGUCCCCCGCUGCUUUUCAGGCUUCAAACUGCUAAUUGCCGUCCUAUGACCUAUAGAGCACGAACCAUUUCUUCCCUUAUCAAUUUGCACCUUCCAUAGACUUGUUUUUACCUAUUUCCCUUGCCAUACGAAGUUGAGACGUCCUUCAAUGUAACCUCCUGCUUAAAUGGAGAAAAAUCUCGACAAUGGUCUCGUGUUCGAAUCAGUAGCUAUCAAAUCAAUUGUACCACGUUAACGAAAUUAAACCGCAGUCCUUUAGAACCUCUACAAUAAACACAUAGAAUAAGAUUUCUUGGAUGUAACUGCUUUUUUAACGCUCUGUAAUCGAAUUGAUUUUCUGAAAAAUCUACUUAAUCCCGUCAGGAUGAGAAAUUGAGCUCCUCAUGUCAGCAGAAAACGCAAUCCGUUCCUUUCAUAGAGAGCUGUAAGUGAGUUUCGAAAUGGGGCAAACGUCGCCCAAACGUGUGCUCUUCGGCGCUUCUUGUGCUUGCUUGUCGGUGUGUGUGUGGGUGACGAACGACAGCCAGGAGUGUUUGGGAACGCCGCCGCCUGCCGGGGAAAAUAACUGCGAGCUGAAAUGCCACAUCUGAAAAAGUGAGAGAAGCGCUAAUUGAGACGUGUUUCCUGGUGGUCUAAUGCCUCAGACUGUAGGAGUAGGCUCUCUGUCUAAACGGGGCAAUUGGACAAAAUCCACUGGAAUUAUAUUCUUCGAGUCUUUUUUUCCGGUAUGUCAGAAUACUGACUAACUUCGUCCCUUUCGCAGCUCCGUCAUCUUCCCGUUUGUGUCGAUAAGUUUCGCUGGUGGGUGACCAGCACCCAAUCAUGAUGAUUGUUUUAAUGUAACAGCACUAUGUGUUUCCCAAAAUGCAGCUGGAAACCGAAAACAGGUUUAUCUGACCGUGGUCAUGUUUUCAGAGCAUGCACAAUUCGAAUUUAAAACCCAUCCUGAAAUAUAAUUUGUUCUCUUUAUCCUCCGUUUGUUUAUUUUGUCGAUUUAUUAGACGUGGAAGCCAUUGGUUUAUUGGAACUCGCUGCGUGCGGCUUAUUAGCUGUCACCCAUUAAGAACUUUUUGCUAGACUUUCGCAUGCUUGAUAAGGCGGAGUUUUCGAACUCAUCCCUCUUUUAAAAAUUUCAGGUGUCCUAAAUGUCAACUGCAAACGCCAUGAAUUUACCAACCUUCCUUAGGUAUGAGUACCGUCCAACACACUCUUUUAAUAGCGCUCUUAUGGAGAUUCAGCGAAGCAUUUCUGCCACCUGACGACGAUGUAUCACUUGUUUAUUACAAUUAGUGACCGAUCUCAUGAAUCAUUAUCCGGGCUUCUGUAAUGCGUUUUCCGUUAGUAAGGACUACGGGGGUAGGGUUGUGAAAUUAAUUAUCAUCUGGUCUACUCCCGUAAUAAUUUGGACACGUCAGGAUGUUGGCUCUUGAAUGCACCUCUUUUCAAUCCUCGUAAAUCCUUACCUAGUAAUAAAUGGCGUGUAUUUUUUACAUUGAAUUUCGUCGUCCCUAUAAAUUCGGAUAUACUUUACGGUGGAAGUGCGUAAAAGAUGCUUUAUUUUGCUGAUUUGGUGACUAAUCGCUUCGUCUUCACAUUUUAUGCUCGAAAAAAAGUAUAUUUGGGUUUAGAAGAAGUUUUCCAAUCCACGAAUUAUUUUUAGCCUGAUCAGCCGUCGGAUUCGCGUUUAACGACUUCAGCCUACAAGAUGUAUACUUUACGCAUAAAUAAGAUCACUUUUUCCUCUGUGCCUUUAAGAAGGUAUUAUGUAACGGUCAGAAAAGUUUGCAGUGAAUGCGAAUCUUGUUUUAUAUGUCAUGAGUAGCAUUACUAAACGGAGAGGUACGAUGUUGUAUGGACGGGCAUUCCAAGGUCUUAAGCUAUGUCAUUAUUGGAAGCUUUUUUUUAAAGCCGAAAGGCACUCUCUCAUCGGAUACCAAACGUGGAGGGGACGUGAUGCGCUAUCAAAUGAGUGAAAGUAAACAUGUAUUGGGCAUGCGUUCUAUACAAUAUGUUUGAACUUUGGGAGGCAUCGAAAGAAAUGUAAAAAAGCAUGUUAUUUGAGUAGUCAUCUUUUACCGAAUGGAAAUUUUACGGCUGGCCGAAAAGAAGUACAUUCGAAGACCGAAAUCGUUGAACGUUUGAAGGAUUCAAAAACUACGCGGCACCAUAAUCAAUAUUGCAAUGCCACAUACGCAAUUUUUCCUAAGUGAAAACGCACUUCAGAAUUUCGGCAAACAUUUCAUGUGAUUAGUCCCUGACUGUAGAUUUAGUAAAGAGGCAAAACUCCUAAAUGGGGCAUUAAAAUAAAACCGUCCUGCUAGCCUACGACACAUACAAAAAAUUAAUUUUCAAUUGGCAAUUGUCUGAAUAAAUAGAGCAUAUUAUCCUGGAAAAUCAAACGUUUCAAUUUGUCGAAUUUUAAGAAGCAGAAAUGACAGUUGUAAUUCUGAAUUACAUUAGAAUGUUACGAGCUGAGCUUUGCUCUCAACAGCGGCGGUUUUAUAAGCGCAGAUCUAUUCUUUCCUACUGGCUGGGAAGUAGGUGUCCGUAAAUGAGCCGAAGCGCUUUGCGGACAAUUUGCACUUUUAAACUGUAGCGUUUUGAGCCAAAGGUAGCCCUGUAAAAUUGAGGCAAAGACGCUUUUCCAAAAAGUUAGCCUAUUCCACUGCACCGAGUAAUAGCAGCAUGGUCGAUAACUGGCGGGACGCUGCUGGCUAUUGUUGAUACGGGAGCUUGUAUGAAAACAGGCCGCAGUAGCGCGUACAAAUGCCGAAUUCUGUCUCUGCUGCACUCAACCUGCAUAUACAACUAAAUGCUGUGCGGCUGCCUGCGACGACAGUAGACUGUGUUGCAAGCACGCCCCAUAAUCUGAUCGAUGGAAACUCCUACACCAUGGAUCGCGUUAUGGAACCUGCUCGUCCCCCUGUGUUUCAAAGAUCGGCUUAAAGCUCUGUAGCCAGUCACAAAGCGAUUAGUUUCGGCUUCUGCAUAUAUUACUAGUCGCUGUGCGACUGCCUGCGGAGUUUUAAUUCGAGCGCCAAAGCCAAACGGGCCGAGUGGGUCCCGUAACGCGAUCAGUGAGCACCAUUUAUCAAAGUGGAUAUGCCCGAUUUCAACCAACACGACAACGAGCGUGGCGCAAUGGUUAAAGCGUUGGCCUUUCAACCGACAAAGUGCGACUUCGAGCCUCAGAGUUUGAUUAUCUGGAUUCAGGCAUGACGAGUUGAUGACUACUGGUAAACCGGAAACGGCCAUUCCAGUCUUUAUUUUCGUGUAUGGAUGUCAAAAGUUCACAGAGAGUGUUAAAAAAACUUCAUUUUUAAAAUGCUCGAUACUGGUUUUUACUGCCUUCCUCGGACGGGCAGUAAGCGUGCAAAACGUUUAAAAUGUAAACCUGCCAAAAAACAAUAGCGUUCAGUGUUAGUCAACUAUUGCUGUUGCUCGACCACCUGUUUGGAUUGGCUGUCGUCCUAUCCUUGAUGUACCUAUACACGUUGUCUAAUUCGACCUGCUUAUUAAUACGCGAGUCCUCGGAGUGUAUGGCUUCCAGAACUUCUCGACCUCUUUGGAGGGACAAGCGCCAACGGUACAAGUUUUAUUCCAAGUCACUGCUUGUGUAGUUUUUGAUAUGACGACGUUGGACUGUUGGUUUCGUCUCUGUAUCGUCAAUUAGUGUUUAUCUAUGCGUUCAGAAGCUCAUUUUCCAGUUUGGCCACAGUACUAAUUGCACGAGAUAUCGCACUGGAAUCCUGUUGACGACUUAAAAACAUCCACUCCUACGUUAAGGUUGCUAGGUAUUUGAGGGCAGUCCUGUUUGAUCGCUGUUGUCAAUUCAACGAGAACUGCCGGUUUUUUGGCAUAAACUUUCUACAUAAGUAUCGGCAAAGAUGGUCUGGCGUUAAACAACUUCCGUAAAUUCACUUGUUUGACAAAAUCGCAUCAAAGUAACAUCUUACGUCCAGAUGAGUGGUAUCAUGUGCCUAAUCGUGCCAAAAAUAAAAUUCCUCAUCAGAGAUCCGUCUGCGAACCGGCGUGAAAUUUAUUUCUCAAUCCCUUAGUAAAAAGAGACGAAACUUUGAAUCUCAGGACGCCGUUGAGAAGGAGAUUCCAUCUUUGGAACAAGAGUCUUAUUCGUUUGACUUAUCCGGCUUAUCGGAUUGUUAUUGGAAACCACCAUUACAGACAAUUGCGGUCUAGUAUGCAUAUUACGCCUCAUAUCUUGGCAACGUAAUUUUGUAGAUGUAGAGCGUAUUCUCUUUUCUAUUAGCGUUUACCGUGAAAGUCUGUGAAAUCUUACUUCUAGAAGUCUUUAAACUGAUACGCACGCCUUUUCGAAAGACCGCAUCCAAGAGAAAGUACUGAUUUUUUUGGUUUGUUGUGAUUCCUGCGUUUUUGAAAUUUUUGUCUUAUUCACAUUACACAGCCUACAAUCAACAGCCGGCCUGACUUACUAUGCACACACUUUCUUCCGGAUAGAUUCUAUUAGAAAAUGAAAAAUUUGGUCAUCCGCAGAAUUUUAAUUCUAACCGGAUCUUCCUUACUUAUACAUGUGCCGAACAUCGGGGGCCAGAACAGCUGCCCAGUUUGUCGUUGGUUUUUAUUGCGUUAAGUUGGUCAGUCGAUGUUCAAUCCAUUUAACGGGGAAUUUCGACCACCUGACAGUCAAGCAUGUGGUCUAUCCGCUCAUAUAGCAUCUGUCCUUGAAAGACAGUAAACAAAAUAUAUGGAAGGUUUUCUGGCUGUGACCUUGGUUCACCUGUUGUUCCUACCUAAGUUCACUGUGCUUUGAUGGGAAACUGAUAUCUUCGUCUCUUAGCACGAGUUUCAGAUUAAAAGGGCUGUUAACACCACGAAGAAAGUCUUGCGUAGACAUAAAUUAACACAUUGAGUAGGGUUAUAGUCUCUCAUUUUAAAAGAAAGCUCAGAAGACAAGGUCUGUAGCAAGAGUAGUCUCGUCCGCUUUAUUGGGUCAACAAGCUAGCAUUUAAGGGACAGAGAGCCUCCGUUCAAUGUUUUUCUAUUGAACGUGCGACCAAGUUGAAUUAAUAAUUACUUCUAGAAGGUAACCGAGUCUAUUAGAAUUUUUAAUUCUUCGCUUGACAGCUGCCGGCUUGCAUUAAUUUAAAAAAAUAGUUGUCCUAGAAGCUGUGUUUCCAAAAUUGUUAACGGAUUUAACUUUUUGCCUCCGAACGUUUCUACUCUUUGCUAUUCUUACGAUUCUUCUUUCUUCAGCUUGGCAAACCAAAUAGUGGCUGUGAAAGAAAUACGCAUCAAUCCAGACGAGGGCCUUCCGUUCACAGCUAUACGUGAAGGUGAGUGAUAUUGUUCUCAGAUUUCAAGCCAGACCCGAACCACUGGAUUUUAUAAUUGCAGUGAUUGUUUCUUCGUGCUGACAUGCUGUUUGCCUAAGAGAGCGAGUAGGCCCGUUUGAUCAAGAAAAGCACACGAGUUCCAGCACGUGUCGAUGGCAAUUACUAGCCUUUUUUUCCAACAUUAAUGCGACUGUUUUUAUUUAGGCACAUUUUUGAGCGACAGUCCGGUUAAGCAAGUCUUCAUUUCCAUUCACUUCGUUUCAAAAGUUAUUUUUUGACAAAACGUGAACAGAAACAUAAAAUCUUGUCACAUGCGUAUUCGGAUGGAUUUGAAAAUCAAGCUAGUGCACCUGAACAUAUAAAAAACUCGCCUUUUUUAUUUACAUCCAGAAUUUCGGAUAGAUUGAGCUAAAACUGGGGAAAAUCGGUCGUUCAAUUUCUCGAUUUGCCUCGGACCAGAUCGUUAAGAAGGGCAAAAAAUAAGUCGUUCAUAAUUUCACUGAAAAGCCCUGAAACAUACUUCUGGAAGAAGGGUUCAUUAAUUCCGAUUAAUCUCCUCGCACUAGUAUUAAGAAUUUGGAUCCUGAAUAGACGCGGAGGAAAAUAUAUGUAGGUCCUUUCGGGUGGUCGCGAUGUGUGCAACUCCAGAUCAGCAAAGUCUGUCGGCCGAUUAAACACUGUUUGUGAUAUUUUUAAUUUCUUCUUGCGCCCUAUAAGUGAUGUCUGAGAAGGGCUUCGACCUCUUCCUCACGGUUUCUGCUAAAUAUACUCCUUGGAUCAUGUUCAAAGUUUUCCAGGCCCGACUCGAAAUGAUAGGUUUUUUUAACUAAAUUUCAUGUUAUUAACCGUUCAAAGAAAACAUAACCGAAAUGCGAAAAAUAGCUACUAGAAGUGAACUCGUAUAACCCCCGUUGCAUGAAGACAAAGGUGAAGUCGUUGAGGCCCAAAUAAUCAAUGCUUUUCUUGAACCGAAAAAAGGCUAUCAAUUAUUGAAAAUUAUAUCAUCAGGCUACUGGAUCCCAGUCAUUCCGUGGGUAAAAGCACUUUUUACCUGACGAUAAUUCCGCGCAGUUGUCGUUAACUAGGUCCCCAAAUGGUGGGCAUCUUUGAAAUGUUUGACCGCUCGACGCUUGAGCUGACACAAACGUCACGGCAAUAAUUCAGUCGCACAACAGUGACUUUUGUCCUGCUUCCUAAAAUUUGCACGAACUGGUGAGUGUUUCAUUUGGCGCGGAAGCCCUUGUAUGCGGCAGUCGCGGACCACAAUGUCCCGAUGACCAUAAAUCACUUACGAUUCAAAUUGCUCCAUUACUGGAGAUUAUCAGUAUUUUUUCCCAGAUUUAUGCUUAUGAAAUAUGGAUGGCUGCCCUUCUUAAACCGAAAAAAUAACGUUUUCUAAAGCCAAUUUAAGUGAAGAUGCCCUCGGAGGAUCGGAUCUGGUGUGCUUAUUGUAAUGUUCAGGUCGCGCGCAAAUAUUGCAUACAAAUUUCAUUGAAAAUCCUGUUAUGCCGAAGUGCGAACUGAACGUAAAGUCAUUCUGAAAGGUGGUCAAGUUUUCUUCACGCAGUUUGCACUCCCCCGAGUCAGUGAAGUCUUGGUUGCGAAACGUCUUUUAAUAAGCCCUUGUGUGUCUAUAUUUUCACAUUAAUGUAUUUAGAGAUUGAACAGCCUAUGUGUUUUUUGGUUUUCUUCAGCUUCACUGCUGAAGUCACUACGGCACGCCAACAUAGUCACUCUACAUGACAUCGUGUACACCAAGUCAACUUUGAACUUCGUCUUCGAAUUCGUCGUAAGUUCUUUCAAAAUGUUACUGUCAGUUAGUCGCUCUUAAAACUUUCGUUGCGGCCGACAAGUGGGAAAAACGAACAGAUACAUUUACUUUAAUCCCGCUCAAAAAUAUUCUCAAAUGGUUGAAAAGAUGGCAUUACAUCUCUACUAAAGAAACUGAAGAUCAAUGAAGGGUGAUUGCCGGCAUUAAAGCCGUUUGCUUAUCUUAGGUAUAGAUGUUUUAUUCGUCAAACUUUUCUCAGACAACCUAAUGAACUUUACUAGAGGUUCUGAGUAACCUUACACUCGAAAAUGGAAUAAAUAUACCUGUUUUUCUUGCUUUUUGGAAGCUAUAAGGAGACAACCUAAUUUGUCAAACACGAUGGGCAUUUUCUAAGGAAAAUUAAAUGAAAUCAUAAAAGCAGCUGCCCAGCACAAGCAAAUCUUCAUACGCGGAUAAGAUCAGCUGACCACAGUCUGUAGGUAAGUAAUACGAGAAAGAAUAGGUUUUGUUUGCGUCAAAAUGAGUGUUGACUCCUGAAAGCUAUGCCAAUUCCAUGCAUCGUUCUGCUACGUUUCCCACGACAAAACACACCACGUUAACUGCAGAUAAAUGCCAGGAUGUCAUCAUUUUGCAAACAGUCGUUUUUAUCAGAAAUCAUAUUUUUCCGAUAAAAAAGCUUUAGAACAAAACAUACGAAUGCGUACAUGGUUGUUCCAAAAGUAGUGCGAGCAACCGUUCACCUGGAAGACGCGAACUGGUCUUGAUCAUUUGUUUUUUAUUUAAGAGAAAAAUAUUUUGAUGUGAAAUCUAUUUCCCCACCUUAUCUAUUGCUUGGUGAAACGCUGCAAUAAGCUUUGCUACAAAAUCUGUCUAGUGGCGGGGGAGGUUCAACUAAACUUUUUGUAGAAUGCUAUUACCGACAAAGACAAGGGAGACUGGAAUGGCCAUUUCUGGCUUAUUAGCCGUCGUCAGCCAGCCAUACUCAAGCCCGAAGUGUGGAACACCUGAGCCUCGAACUCGCGACCUGUUGGUUUAGAAGUCCACGCCUCUACCCACCGGGCCACGAGCCCAUUGCCCUGUCGGUUUUGUGUUUUGUGUUUAAAAAAAUCCGGUUGCACUGAUGAUUCAGAAUGGUUUUUUAGGAUGAACGUUAACCUACGUAUCAGCCACAUUUCGUUGUUUUGGCAUUUUGUCAACAGCAAAUUUUGAUGGCUUGUAUAAAAGUAAAAAAAUAUUGUUUAAUAAUGAGUGAACUGCGAAAGCGUCGUUAAUCGGGAAUUUAAAGUACCACAUCUUACUACACGGUCCAUCGUUUUCUAUGCAAACGAGGAUAAUUGACAGUGCCAUUGAAGUUCACUAAGUUAGAGGGCCUCGUUUUCUGUUUUUUGAUUCUACAAUAAUAUCAGUAAUACAUGACUGUCGCUUGUGAUUCGGUAUCAGGAAAACAUUGUUAACUUAUUUUCAGUUAUAUUGGAAAAAUGUGGAGGUAGUUUUACACAUACUCCCAGCACUUCGCUUUUCGGAAAAACUAUUGAAAAACCUGUUUGCCAGGGUGCUAUUUUUAAGAGAUAUCUCGGUUUAAGCCUGGAAUAUUUGAAAUUUAAACGCUUGCUACCUCUUCCGGUUAUUAAAUAUAGUCUGUAUUUUUAUAGUUUAUAGAGAUUGUCGGUGCAGUAGUCCAAUAAAUACUAGUGUGGACUUUUAUGAUACUACUUCCUGAAACGCUGUUGUCACAAUAGUACAUGCGGGCGACUUUAUGUCCUUUGACAUAAUUAAUACGCCUGCUAAAAUCCGAGUACUUGUGUACUCUAAAAUAAACUGUAAAGGUGACAAAGGAACAUCUUUUGUAAAGUUUUCUGCCAAAACUAGACGAAUUUUCAAAUAGACGAAUUUUCCCUCAAAAUGAUUGACUGAAACUAUGCAGUUGCCAGUCCCUCUAAAAAUGAAUUCUUUUUUCAAAUGAGGAGCAAAUGAGGACUUCUUAUUCUGCCUGGCUUCUAACCUUCCAUUGUGAGAUCGAUAGAAACAAUUUAAAAUGAUACGAGCGAAGAUGCGAGUUCCAGAACCUAGUUGAUCAGAAGAAGAAACGAUCGCUGGAACAAGGUCUUAAUUCGCCUGACGUUUCGGAUUCCCACUUGAAUCCGUCAUCAGAGACAGCAGCUACCGUCUCUGAUGAUGGAUUCAAGUGAGAAUCCGAAACGUCAGGCGAAUAAAGACCAUGUUCCAACGAUCGCUUUUACUUCUGAUCAACAAUUUAAAGUGUUUUUGAGGUGUUGCAUCAUGUGCGGCCUUAAGAUGCAAUGUUGAAUUUUUUUGCCGUAUUCGCGAAGCAAGAUCGAGGAUCCAAUUAAAGCGGACAUUCAAACUCUUAAGUGGACCAUUAAUGAAAAUUUUAGAUACUCAUUAAGUUUUUCUGGGUCAAACAGUCUGCUAGUCGAGAAAACAAAACUCCUAAUCUUUGUGAAUCUGCAUGGAGUAAGAUCUCAAUCCCUCCUGCAGACAAAGCCAGGUGAUUACUCUUCAGUGAACUAUGACGGGUUCCUUAUAUGUGACCUUCGAAGUGGGAACAUUUUAGGAGAAGCAUCUGAGUGCAUAUUAGCCUAUUAAAAAUUCACAAUUUUUUUCGAAGUUCAGGAGACAGGGAACGUGAAAACAGCGUUUACUGGACGACCUACGGUGGCAACUUAUGUCGCUUCGCCUUUCUAUUUUAUGCCAGUCGGCUGGGCCGACGAAUCGUGCAGGCCAUAUCUGUAAAGAAACGUUUCUCAGUACCGCUUAUUUUCUAGAAUCUGCCUUCUUAUCUGAUCGGCCCCAAAUCUCAUGAGGGGAUUUUCGAAACUAAGAGUUGACCGACAUUUGUUGUCUUGAGAGGGCUGCAGCAUAGAUCUUGUUAUCCUCGCUGGUUUCAAACUGAAUAUUUGUUUCCGGGCUAUCAGCACUUGGUAGUCGAAUGUUUAAACCAAGAUGUUUUGAAAUGCCACUUUACAACAUGUAUCACGUUCACAUAGUGGUAGUACCUUCUAUCAUUUGCCGCCAAUGUUGCUACAUGAGAUUGGCAUAACCAUGUGGAAAUUAAGUACUUAUAUUUUUCGUUCGUUUUUUCCUAACACAGUCAAGACAGUCCUCAUUUUUCAUUUCCCUAAGGAUUCAGAUUUGAGCAAACUGAUGGAGAAAAAUCCGAACGGAUUACGGUCGCAAAACGUGCAGGUACGACAUUUAAUCCUUAUUUCAACGCCAGCUUUUCUUUCAUUCGCAUACUUCUUUUUUAUCCAUGCUUCCUCCCACCUUUCCUCUCCUUUCCUAGUAACAUAGCUUCUUUGCAUAGAAAUGCUCCUCUUUCGGUCUCCAAAAUACCCACUACUUUUGAUCAUUGGUUAUUAAGGCAGUCAUUUUGAAUCUCGGAUGUCCGAUAAGAAAAACAUGAGGAAUCUGAGCACUAGAUCCAUUUCUAGAAUCGACAAACGACACAUAAAUGAAAGUGGGAAAAAUUCCCUUUUGUCCAUUUUUUGCACGAGGACUUUUAGCCGCCAACGGUUGUAUUUUAUAGUCCUCAUGGCUGUUGUGAGAAAUCCAAAGGCGAGAUAAUCGUUUGCAGAGGAAUAACUGAAGACGUUGACUACUUUCAUUGGAGGUUUGCCAGUUGGUUUUCUGGUCAAGACGCUCUGACUCACAUCAAACCACCUGGUCAGAUUUCAAAAGCCCGCUAAAUGAUUUAAUCCGCUCGAGAGAGAUAAAUGAGCCUGAAUGAUUCAACUCUUGGUGUCCGUCAGUAUAACCGCACUGUCUUUCAUUCUUCGUUUGUCACUUUGCCGUUAAUCGGAGCGGACGCCAAAGUUACAGGUGUGGUUGAAAAGAUCACAAAACCUAAAAAGGUAAGAACAUUACUAUGACCGUGGGUUAACAGAAACGGCACUAUAAUGAUGCUAAUUUGAUUGCGCGCGUGUGAACGUGUUGGCCAAAAACCAUGGAGAACUUUAACCUAGUUACUAUAUCCUGCCGAAACUAAAUAAACUCUUACCGUAUAUCCACGGAUUUCGCUGGGGUAGAGGUCAUGAUAAGUCAAUCUCACCGACGAUCCCCUCCCUUCCAAGUUUUUACUGUGAACAAACGGACUAGUCGAGUUAUAAUGUGUUCUUUUAAACAAUGAACGUUUCAAACUUCUCCGAAAUGCGAACGAUGUCUUCUGUCCAAAACAUGUAUCUAUCACUCCAAGUGCAUGUGCGAGGUAUUUUGUUGUCCAUAAAUUGUUGUAAUGGAUAAAGAACUCAGUUUACUCUUUCCACUAAUGCGUAACCUGUUCCCUCUGCAUAUAAUCACGACUAAUUCUCCUUUUUUUGCAAUUUGUAAUAGCUUCUGCUUUAUCAACUUCUCCGAGGCCUUGCCUACUGCCAUGAUCGCCAAAUUCUGCAUCGAGAUCUGAAACCGCAGAAUCUCUUAGUUGCCGGAAGCGGUGACCUCAAGUUGGCCGACUUCGGACUGGCCAGGGCUAAGUCAGUGCCCAGCCAGACUUACAGUCAUGAAGUCGUUACGCUCUGGUAUCGUCCGCCCGACGUUCUGCUGGGGUCCACCAAUUACACUGCUUCCUUAGACAUGUGGCAAGUCAUCCCAGAUUCUCAGUUGAUUUUUGCGGUCGGAUUGACUAGAAUUCGGCUCAUAAGAGUACUGAUAAUUUAACUGCUUCUCCAGCGGAGCGUCCAGGUUUUAUUUUCCAAAAUAAAUCUAAUUUUAUUUGUAGACAGACCGACAUACUGGCUUUUUGUUGUUUACUCAGAAAAAAACAUGUAUUUUGGUUGACGUCUUCAGUUUCGGCGCGUUUGGAUGCCAAAUUCCGGCCGUAUUUUGGACGAAAUAAUACUAAAUGUAAUUUCCCAACUCAAAAUAAUUUGGUAAAUUGAUUUGAAAGAAGCCUUGUAUACGAAACGAUAACGGAUUUUCAAUAACUAACCAGUGUGAUGGCAGCUGAAUGCUCUAACCUACCUUUGAUUUAUGACUGCAUGUUGGGCGGUGGAUUUCGUGUAUUUGCGGCCGACCAAAUAUGACAAAUACUAUCCUUGAUCCUAACCGAGACUGAACCCAAUAUUUUGGCAAUGUCAGAACUGUUGUUUUGAUAGUUUCACCAGUUUAGAUUUGACAUUUGAAAAAACGUACAUAUUAAUUUAUUGUAAUAUACCGCGACGAAAUAUAGGGAUUUUUCGAGUAUUAUUUUCGUUGCUCUUUUAUGCGUUUUCUCAUGCUGUUGCCUAUGAAAGGUUGUCCCUGUGAAAAGAGACCCAUGUUGUCAACACUGACGCCAUGAAAACAUUUGGGUUCCGAUUGAAAGCAUUUUUAAGAAGCCUUUAAAAUGUGACUUUCUGCGAAGACUAGCAGUGUUAGCAAUGCUUAUUUCUCCACCGCAGGGCUCCUCCAGUUAAACUACAUCACAACGAGACACCUACACAUAAGAUGCACAUGCAAUAAGCUCUCCCUUUCCCGUCAAUUCACCUCAGCGAGGUGUUGGGAACCUUGUUUACUGCGUCUAGUUACAGCUCGCUGGCUUUUUGGAGGCGCUUGAAUUUGCUGCAUUUUGCGGCUGUUUUAUGGAUACUUUUUUUUAAAAAUAUGUGUUUCGAAUGUCCGCGGUUUAGCUUAAUGGUAAAAACGUUACAGAUAACGCCCUGCGCUUUCUGAAGGAGAAUGCGACCAUCUUUGCGGUUGUUGAAUGCCUCGUCGAAAAGAUUCAAAAUAGGCUAUGUUCGGGAAUAUAUUUAUUUCUGGCGGUCGAAGAAAGGCUUAAAUGUCCAGAGGGGUUUUUCUCUUAACGAAAUACAUCCGUCCAAAAGUGUUUGGUGUUUUCAAACGUCCUUGAAGACAACAAUAUUAACCGUCUUCACUAUGUUAAGGUUGUUUUACUAUUUUCUAGACAUAAGUGUUACUAAUUUUUCCAUGGAAAAAGGUCGAUUUGUUAUUGCGUAGGCAAAUAUCUUUUCGUUUACUAUUCCACAUCUCCAUGUCAUCCGAAGUCAUGAUUUUCCUGAUAUAUCAACGUUUUCGGUCAUUUCUCAACGUCUACAUUUUGGAAUAAUGUCUGACCACACGUGUUUCAUAGGUGUCAUAUUUGUCUGUUAGGAUGUUUACUUUCUGAUAUCUAAGCUAAGGGGAUUCAUUUUAGUUCCGAAGACAACUCUUAAAAUGUGUAUGAUAAUCAAAUACCUUAGUUUUCAGGUCCUUGCUAAAAUCCUUUUCUACAAAUCCACUAACUUUGGUCUUUCCAGUUCCUCUGCCGAAUGUAGAAUGCAUGCAUAAAUCAGUUUAGCCGGUAUCACCACUCACAGAAGAGUGAAAAUUAUUCUCACAUAGGCUCACUUUCAUGUCCUGAUUAAAGUAACGUGUAGGAUUCCCAGCGAAACUGGCGCCUGUUAUAAAAUAAACUACUUUCUGUCGCGAAGCAUAUUGAACGACACAGCAAAAGCCGUGUCAUAUUCUACGUGAACUGUCGUCCUUUGUCAGAGGGGCGAAAAUCGGGGUGGCAAAACUUCGUCCGCUCUCUGUGGGAACGCAACUCGCCGAUGGCGACGGCAUCCAUUAUGUGCGCUGAGACGAGGGCUUAAGGUGCGCGAUUGUGUCUGUGGGGAUGGUCGUGCUCACGUUUGAACGAACUAUCCUCGUUCAACUGCGGCCAUCCCAUUAUUGGUCUUUUUAGUAUCAUAUGGUUUUGAGUAAGUUCUUAGAACUAGUGUUGGCUCCUCAAUUUCCACAGUCUGCGCAUAGUUACCAGUGGCCGGUGGCCACCGAUUAUCUCUUAGACAUCUUAACUUCGUACACAGUUCCUUGUUAUCCGCCUUUCUGAGAAAAUAUGCUAGUUACCUGAUAGCAACUCCGAGGCUUAAAAUAACUGUCAGUGGUACUAAAUUAGGCAGUUUUAUAGUCCUAAUACCCGAAGGAAGGUGAGUUCGGACAAUAGUUUUUCAUUUUUGUGGGCUUUCGAAUGCCGGGCUGAUUUUAAUAUGCUUUUUGCACUUAACCUCUUUUGAACUCUCUCGUUUCUUGCUUUUGUUUGGACGGAAGAUUAACACUCCUUCCCGCUUCACUGGUUAUGAAAUCGGUUAGCGAUUUUGAAGUAAGGUUUUCUGGAAAAAAAUUGAUUAGUGAUCUGUACAAUAUAUCAAGUGGACUAAUUUUCUUCUAAAUUUUCUGUGUAGUUUAGAGUAUGUUGUCUGACCAGUGUUUAGUUUGAGGACUGUGAUUAUAAACAGAGAAGCUAAAGGCCGUUCGCUCAAGUAAAUAACUAACGUAAUUCAAAUUUUAAAAAAACAUUUUUACAUUAAUCCUGAAAGAUACGUUCAACCAGUGGACUGGCCUACUGCGUAUUCGUAAAUCAACUGCCAGAGGCUUAGAUAAUCACAUAGCUCAUUCAGCCUUCAUCGGAACCUGCUGGCAAUAUAACAACUAAAUAAUCGAGCUAUAUAACCUAUUCUAAACAAGAAAAAGUCUCGAAAAACGAUAUGAGGAAAGCUGAAUACAUUUACACAGGGCGACAACAUCCUGUAUUUGGCAGGAAGCCGCAAGAAUUCCGCCAAACUGCUAGCCCUGUUUGGGAAUUUGUGGAAUUAUUUCCAAUAUAAAGGAUUCGUUUUCGAGGUCCUGCUGCUCAUAGAAGAAUAGCGCAAAAGGUGCACCACAAUAUCAAGUCGACAAAUUUUUGCCCCAAAUUACGGAUCAACUGCACAGAUACGUUUUGCAAACUUUUUCAAAUCCUAGAGUUAUUGACUUCGUUAAAGCUAGCUCAUUGUGUGACCACAUUUAAGUUUUUAAAGGGGCCUUAUUUCAUCUACCUUCUGUAGUCAAAGUUAUGCCAAAUAUUCCUUUAUGUUGGGAUAUACAAAUAACUCCACUUUUACGGUUUGACUUAUAUUUAGCCGAUGAUGAAUAACGUAAAAUCAAAUCAACACAUUAUAGUAACGAGUUAGGCGUCAACGUCGUAUGCACGUUUCUCGCAUUUUUCCCAUUCGUAGGGUAUUUGCUUUAAGAAAGCUUGCUUAUUGGAGGGCCGUGGUUUGUUUCUAAAUAAAUCUUAUUGCACUUGCCCUAUUGUGCGAAAUUUAUUUCAAAUAUCUAAUCGGGUUGGGUAUAAAAUAAUCCUAGCUGCACGGUUAGAUUUUGAUUAAAUCGACGAGCAGGGACAUGAUGUUUUUCAUCUUAAUUGGGCGGUGAUUUAAAUUACACCAUAAAAUAUGCGUUGAAGCGGUGACGGCCCCUAAAUUUUUUAACUAAUAAAGCUCCCUUAGAUGUUUUGACAAUUGCUCCCGAUUAGCAAAGAGGCUUCUUUGAAUAUAUCCGAUUCGAGUAGGGCAUAAAAUUUUGCAUUGUAUUUGUCCGAAAAUCUCGGAUCGAAAUAAUUUAGUCUUAGUUUAAGUACCGUGAAUAUUACUUCAGUUUAAAAUUUUCAACUGAUUAGUAAAUUCAUAUUAGCUCUGACACGAAACCAUAAAACCGAAGAAGUGGUGAUUGCGUGGAGUUUGUCUCCAAAGUGCAUAUUUCAGAGUUAACUUUUAAACACAUCCCACAGUCGACUUUGUUUGCUUCUUGUGGUUCUCUUAUGCAUGGGUGGAGUCUGUUCUUUUUCUCAUUUCGCGUCUUUUUUCGUCCUCAGGGGCGUUGGUUGUAUCUUCUUGGAAAUGUUGACCGGCGUCGCUACCUUCCCCGGUUCCAAGGACGCUGUUGACCAAUUGGACAAAAUAUUCAAGGUAAUGAUAACUGGCUGAUCUGACAAGCAAGUUAUCUGCGUUUUUGAAAGGUUUCUGGCGACUUAGUAGUCCAGGAAUUUUGUGGAGAGAUUUGUGCACUAUCGGUCGGCUUAUUAUAGUGGAUUCUUCUUGCUCACACACAGUUACAGCAGUUAAGUAAAAUAGAAUUCUUUAUAAAGAACCGUCUCCUCUUGUCGAUAGUGUCUGCUUUACUGUCAGUCGCUUGCAGAUUAAGGGUAACGUCGUAGUGCCUGUCGCACUCAAGACAGCCGAAAGGAGCGUUAUCAAGUGACUGCAAACACACUACAGCUAUUAUUAAUGUGCCUCAAGGGAAUUCCAAAGCGGACAACAGACAUGAGACGACUCAGGUGUGAGGAACAGGUAGAAACGGUGUAGUUAUCCGCGCUAAGUCCAGCUUGGAUAGGCAAUUGGGACGUUUUUUACCCUUCAAACCUUGCUCUGCGCGCCGUCACAGUACUAUUACUAACAAUUGGCAAACUUCAAGAUGCGAAGCGAGAAUAGGUCCGCGAGUGACGAUGAGCGAACGGUGCACUAAGGACGGUACCAUAUGCGGUCAACAACAGAACCGCAUAUAAUUUAACUGGAUUCAUAAAAAUCCUACUCGAUAUCUUCGAGUGUUCAUGCAAAUAUCGUUUACAAAUUUCUGUUGGUUGUUGUAAUUUGGAUCGUAAUGACGAACCCUCUAUUGAUUUUCUGUUAGAUUACGAUAUUACACAGUGCCUAUUAAAUAUUUCUGCUAAGUUCUGUGAGCUUACUGAAAGGUAGACUGUAGUUUUCCAAUCCUUAUGAACGCCGGCAAAUCUAAACAGAAGAAUGUGUUUAACCUCGGCGCCAAACUCACCAAAAGUCGCCAUGUUCGCAUCAGCGUAAAAUAUUUUGUGGCUCAGACGAACUAAAAUACCUGCGUUAGACGACUACAAAUAAAUUGACGGUGCGUACAAAUUAUGCUUUAUGCGAGGAAUGUAUAGCUAUAUGAUUAAGCGUGGGUACUUUAUAAUACUACGGCAUACAUGCUGGCCUCAGCGUGAAUAAUGUUUUUACGAUAGCUUUUUUUUGGUCGCACAGCGAAUUAAAGGACGUCCUGGGAAAACGACUUAAUAGUGUUGAUGGAGUGCUGUAAUGCCGAGGAGACUGUGGUGAUCGCUUCUUGCAUUUAAGUCGUCAUCGGCGAGGAAUGUUGCAACAGCGCUCCUGUAACUUUACUACAUUACUGAAACUUUCUUCAGAAUCCUGGAAUUUAUAUGGGAUUUCAGCUAGUCUUAGGUGGUCGAUAAGUCCCCUCUAUGUUUUUAUCAAAUUUUAUGCCCCGACUUAUAAAAAGCUCUUCCUUGGAAUUCCAAUAGUGGAAUUUUAUGAAGAAGCAACGCGCAGCAGUAUUUGACUAAAAAUAACUAAGUGCGAAAUUUUUACAAAAAGCCUUCACACCUUUUAAAUGAGUGCUGCCACCCGUGGGUCAAUCCGUAUAGGGGGGUCGGACUUCGCCGGACUGGCUAACUAACGUUAUGUAACCUUCUGGUGAAAAAUGCGGCUAGACCGUUGCCUGAAACUUCCUAUAUGGAUAAUAAGAUAAGGCUGCAGGGAGUUGUACGAAGCACCCGCUAGAAGAUACACUUUUGAUUUGAUUGACAUUCCAUUUUGACACCAUUUCGGGAUUUCGGUCUGCUGAUAAAUACGUAGUGAAUGACCUUGGCACUGUCCUUCUGAAUUCUGCCUUCCUUUGUAAGGCUUAUCGAGAUUUUGACCUGAACAUCAGGCUUAAAUUGGCAGGUUGAGUUUGUUAGCUUAUUCGACAUAUUUAGAACAUAAGUUUGGCGAAAAUGCCCAUUGUUUCCCCUUUUUUGAUCUGUAAGAAUUAUGUAUUAGCUGAUUGUACUCAUGGACUGUCCUCACUCAGUCUAAGCAAAUUCAACACAAGCUCGAAAUUUUGUCCUUCAAUUUAGGUCGUUUGGUUUUUGAUUUUGUAUGCGGAACGAACUGUUACGAAGAAGGGGGGCGAAAGUCCGAUUGAUUGAGCACCAGAACAGUUUGUUUUUGUUUUGAGCUUUCCGCCUCGUCAGAACGAGCGGCAGUUAUAGGCAGUGCAAGUCAUCAUCGAUCGAUGGCACAAGACUGGAGAUGACUGCUCAAAACUCUGUACACCGGCGCCCGAUCGAUAAAUAGCUGGACGGAGUUCUUGUCUGAGGCCCAGGCUUCAAUCAAUUCUUUGCCUGUUUUGUUUCCGGCAUGGGCGAUUAUCUUGGUGGCUGCGAAUCUAAACUCAUGACCUAUUUCGUAGAUGCAGGCAGCCACCUGCGAUACUUUGUCGUCUCCCUGCGCGCGAUACCUGCAUACGUACAGUCCGACCUGUAUAGUUACAAGGGCAGUUUUGGCAAAGGAUGCGACAAACUACCCCAGAUUGCUUCUCAGAGAUUAAGUGGUCUCUGAUGUUUAUGACCUUGCUGCAUACUGUGGUUUUAGGCUGGUGUGGCAUUCCAACCAUGGCAGAAAAUGCCGUAUUUCUGUUUGGGUCCUCUGUCGUCAUCCUGCUCCUUCGUCAAUACUACACACAAAUGAAUAUCAGAAUGAACUACUGAGCAUAGGCGUUUGGUUCAGAUCUACUCAUCCAUUAUUCGAAUGCGCGUAAGCGUACUCCCCGCAGUGUGGUACUUCUCCAUUUUUCUACGUUCUGAGGUUUCGGUUUGAGAUUUGCUCGUCAGCAUUUGAAAUCUCAGACUCAACAAAUCUAACCGUUUGGCGCCUGAAAAGAAAAAUUAUGCUGCAAGCGCCUGUCCACAGUAUGCAGGAGGAGACCUGUCGUUCAUGAUACCACAAAGCUUUCGAAUCUGCCAAUGUUGCUGUGCUUUUGUCGAAAUUGCACUCGUUAGCGUAAAAUUUCCUAAGAAGUCAUCAGUAGGAAGAAGUCAAUGGAAUUUCUGAUCAUCGAAAAUUAUAUUCAUCGGAUAUUUUGGUAUACAAAGCCUACAUUUUACCUACUUAAUGGCGUUCCUAUUUCACCAGUUUGGCAGCUCACAUUGGCGGAAGAAGGCUCCGACGACAUCAUGGCCCAUCCACUUUCGCCAGGCAGCCUUCCUCUGUUAUCCGGCGAUAGGCGAAAGCUCAUUUGAGGGAUAGCACCAACUGUUGCCCUCCAACGGCCUUCCUUAUUAUCGCGUUUCGGGGACCAUGUCGCCUUUUUGCUAGCCAUAAAAUACUGCAAAAUCUAAUCAGCAUCUCAGGCAAGAAGCCCAAAGCAUAUGCGUGAUUGUUUGCGUCUGUUAAAAUAUUGCUGCCAUGAGAGGUGGAUUUUUACAUGCGUGGACUAUCAGAAAAAAACACUCAACAUUGAGGAAAAAUAUAUUUAAAAUAUGCACUACUGCUUUAUUUUAAGUGCCUGAAAAUGACGACUGCAGUAGAUUAGUUCGGUUAAAGAUCUACACCCAGUAAUUAGUCAGUAACUAUAAUGUGUAAGUACUGUUUCAACCCAUGGGCGGUCACUAAAAUGCGGUCUGAAGCCUGCUAUUAUAUAUUGCCAAUACGUAAUGCAUAUGUUACGCAUCGUCGGUUUCAAUUUCGCAUGAUGUCGGUAACUUGGCUGCAUCUUUCUUGGGAGAAAUGACUUCUUUACGACAGUGUUUUUUUCCUUUAUCUGCGUACGAAGAUAGAGAGUACUCAGGAAGCGGGAACUCAAAGCCAAAAGAAACUCCCGUUUUUCAUACUUGUGUAUGUACGUUUAGAUGAUUUUAAAAAACGUCUCUCACCUGCUUUGAACUUGUGCUAACGUUCCCACUUUUCCAUGUAGAUUCGUCUGAUCUUCUCAUUACAACAUUAAAAACGUGGUCUCUUCAUUAUAAGAGGAAAGCGAUUGCUAAUGUCCACCGUGAUAGAACACUCUAGGGAGAUUUGAAAAUACAGGAAGGCGUAACGACUCACUGUGAUAUAAACGCUCAACCGUAAUACGAAGACGACUUAGUGUCUCACUCUCCCAACAAUAUAAUUACUGAGCGGACUUCAUACUGAUUAUCCAUGUCUUUUGAAUGUUCUACUGCGUAAGUCUGCCCGGGUGAUUUUGACAAAUACGCUCUUCCAGGGGAAUUUGAUUGGAAAUUGAUUCGCUGUGUUUUAUAUUUUCGUCAUUCAGUUUAAUCUAAAGAACUCUUUUAAUUUAUUGUCUUUCAGAAAUGCAUUUAGUAAAUCCUGUAGAGCAAUUGCUUCGUUGAAAUUUCCUGCAAAUACCAUGGUGGAUUAGGGUGAAUAAGUUAAAUUUGCUUAUUUUUAAGCCGAGCAUCUGCUGAAAAUUUCAAACGAUCAUCUUCUGUCAUGUUGAACGUUUCGUACUAUUACCGUAAACUAGGCCCAGUUUUGAUGUUGCAGCACUUUAUUUCUGUCCCGCCAUGAUAAAACAUGACUGCGCCUUUCGGUCGCUUCACAUAUAUGGCGCGUAGGAGAACACAUUCAAAAAAAGUAAUUUUGUAAAAAUACUACUCGGCUAACCGGCGUUUUCUCGCGCAUUCAAGCCUAAAAUCAUUGCGUUUCAUCUGAUGAUCUGCCGACAAAAUUCCGUAACUUCCUGCAACAAGUGCAAACCUAAGAACACAUUGCCUGAAAGCAGGCGCGCUUUCGAUAUCUCCAUAAAAAGUGCACUCAUAACGACUGCUCCUUUCGUCGUUUAAAAAGAUGUGCCUUUUUGGCGCAUUUAUCUUUAUUCUACUAGCCGUGAAAUUUGUCUCUUCAAAAGACUUCUCCUAAUGGCACAUUAUUUCAGCAGUAAGGACCGUGCAGGGCUGGAUUCUUGCCCAAUAAAUUUAAUUUUCAAACACACAUGUCCUGAUUUUUGUUCUCAUGUCUGCAUCUGGUAGCAGUUAUUUUCAAAAAUAAGUCACCUCUCUUGCGGCAUACAAGUCAGCAUCCGGCCCCUCGCUUACUACGUUGCGUUAUGGCCAACCGGACGUUGUUGUGUACUUUUGACUAAAAUCAGAAGGCAGUUGCCUCUUCUGAGGGUUUUUUUACAUGGUGGGCUAAUCUUUAGGUGAACGGUACUUUUGUCGGUCAGCCGUCGGCAGACAAACGGGAGCAGAUGUGCGCCCUUACCGGGGACAGAUUUGCACCUUCUUCAAGUAGUCAGUGUUCGACUUAACUUAUGCAAGAAAGGGACCUGGAAGACUUCGAGCAUCCUCGCGGGCCUAAAACCAUCCUCCCAGUUAUCGGGUUUCAGGGAGAACUGCGCUUGAGAAAUGAGAACAAAUAAGUCCUCUUAAGCCAGUGUUAAAUUACCUCAGUCAAGAAGGCAAUUUGAUUCUUCCUGAGAAACACAGUCUGGUCCUGCAUCGAGUCUAACUCCGUGUUUAAUGCGCUAAGGGCAAAAUUUUCUUCCGAACCAAAUCCAAGCAAAAGCAAUUAAAAUUUUGCCUGUCAGGUUGAUCUCAACGUGUGAUCAGCUCCGGGUUUUUCAUCGGUCAGGAGCGGGUGGUCCCGCUAUGGCCAUCGAGCACAUUUAAAUAAAUAAGCUACUGGGAAUAGGCGGUACUAAUUGCCAUGCAAGCCAGUUCACUGAAAAGGGGUCCAAUCUCGCCACACUCAGUGCGGAAAGUUCGUCGGAGAUAUGCCAACAAAUAAAUGGCAACUAGGAUAGUUUACCCUGGCUCCUUUACUGCCGAUAGUAAUGCAAAACGCAAGAUGGGACAACUCGAGAUCUGAGUCUGAGCUUAAUUAGUCACAAGGUUUAGCGCCUUUUCUGAAACUCUUCUUAAUCUUCUUGAAACGCUAAAGAGUCAUGCAGGUACUGUGCAGACAGUUUCCCUCAGCUAUUAGCUCCGCACCACUAGCUAACCUUAAAAUUACAUGAUUCGUUCCGUAUAUCUAGAAUCAAUCGCAAACCAGAUUUACGAUUGUAAAAUCUAGGUUUAUGGUAGAGAAAAUGAAACGAUUAUUCAGGGGAAAUCUGGUGCCAUUUUAUCGGAGUGAGUGAUCGAUACCACAAAAUAUUAGCCGAAAUUCUUAAAUGCCUUUUAAAUUAGGAAUUAUUACUAACGCGGUGUUGGAAUAUUGAUUAAUAUGUAGCAUAAUCCCUUGACGUUUCCGAUGCGCCAGGAUGUUGUAUUUUGAAUGCGCUUCUCUUAAUUUACUUAGAGAAACCGUUCUCAUUAAAAAUUACUGCUUAAAUAGCAUGCGCUUUCUAUAUCGAUUUCCAACGUCCUUGUAAAUUCAAAUAUAUUUUGGUAACAACAUAGAGGAAAAAGUUCUUUCUUGUAUUAGUUGGGUAGCAAAUCACGUUCCAAUCAAAGUUUAUACUCGAAGAAAAGGUAUUUCUCGGUUCUAAAACGUUUGUAGUCAUAGGAUUUUUAAGACCCUGCAAUGUUUACUCGAAUAGCAUCGCAUCUGUUUGUUUAAUAAUACUUCUCGUUAAGAAGACGAAAAUGUGAUCACUGAAACAAGUAGUUUAUUGGCCAACACAUUUUUUGUUCCAACGAAAGCAUCUUCGUCUUCUGAACUGCUACAUGGAACUCGGCUGUUAGCUUCUAUUAACUUCUGGUUAUACAUAUACAACCUAGUUCAUAUUCUAUGCAGUAUUUUAGGAGCCGCAUACGACAUUCUCUUUAUGGCAAAAGGGAACACAUGUUUUCCUCAAACUGAAAGUGUACGACUUGUAAAGCAAAAAUGCAACGGCUAAUCGAUUUCAAAAAAAUUCGGGAAUUUAAAAAACUUAAACGAAAGUAAACAAUUUCUUCAAGUAUAAACUUUGAAGAGGGCAUCAUUUUUUACCAGCGGUGUACAAGGAAAACUUUUUUAAUGGAAUUUUUCUAUCGAGUAAAUUUGAUUUUACAAGGGCACCGAAAAUCGAAAUAGUAGGUGGUUGCUACUUAGGUAGUUAUUUAUACUGAGCGGUUAUUGCGAGCGACCGAAAAGAAGUGCAUCCAAUAGCCAGCAGCCUGGCAUAUCUGGGGUAUCACGGGGUUACCUGGCGAGAUAGUCAGUCCUACUGCCCCACUUAAACAAUACUUUAUAACCAUAAACGCAUUUCAGCAAUUCGGUUAACAUUUUAUUACCCACGUUACUGACGGCGCAUACUGGGAAUCUGAUAUUUGUAUAGGAAAUCUGUUGUUGUCCAAUACAAGCGGACUCUCGUCAACGCAUCCGCACUUAAAUCUUGGUACAGCACUCCUCAGAAAAGCCACUCUCUGCCUCCUCCUAGGCGUCUGCCGACUCCUGGGUCCGUAGACUAAAUGCCUACAGGUCUGUCCACUUAGAAGUGUCAGCAAAACAUUUUGGCAGGAAUCCUUCAGGGUCGACAAGAUGCAGUCUGUGACAGCUUACGUUGAGCAGAGCUAUGUACUGAAUUGGUCUUAUUUUGACUGUCCAUGGUUAUUCCACAUCUUGCGUGCCCAUAAAUCUGGGUUGCGUACUGCGGCAACCUAUUCAAGACGCUGAAUAUAUCUCCCGUUGCCGGUAUCUGAGAGAAGUUUACUUUGGGUUGGAUGGGCAACCAAAGCUUGUAAGACGGGGUGGGGGGAGAAAACGCCAUAUCAGUCAGUGGGCCUCAUCACAUAUGAUUUCGAUUAUUGUGAGACUAAAGUGCGGCUCACGACUGGUUGGAGGCAAGCGGGUAUACCUGUCGUUUCUGCCACAAUCGACUUCACCACAGAGAUUGUUACAUAACCGAACGGUAGAUUCCCCAACAGGUAAGUCAGAACGUAGAUACGGGACACGUUAGGAAGUGCCCGACAACUGUUAAAUGUGAUUUGCGGUGGCAUUUCUCCAUUCGUCCCACGGUCGACAUCCGGUCGCCCAGCGAAGCUGAUAGGUGAUUGGCUAAGGCAUACCCAGCAUGUACCACCUUGACGAUAUCAGAAUUGGUGGCGGUCGUUCCUCGCCUUCUUUAUCCGUCAGGGUUGGGGUAGUUGCAGAGGCAUCCAGCUCGCGCGAAACGUGGUCGAGGCAUGGAGGAACGUUUAGGGCAGAAAACAAUGGCCUACACGAUCAUAUUUUUGUUCUGGGGCGCAUCGUAUGGGUCGAGGUUGACAAUGCAUCAAUGAAUGGGUAAAGGUUCUGUAUGACCAGUGAUGGUUUUGAACGUCCGUGGGGACGCAUCAGUAGUGCUUUGGGCACAAGCGACUUUGUGUCCUCCAACAUCCAGUCAUGGUUACUGACGGGAUAACUGGGUCCUCCUCUCAGGUCUCUCCUUCGUAAUGUGACCUUUAUGGUGCUUCCUGCUCCGUUAGGAUCCGACCAACCCUCUGUUUUUUGCUAAAGCAUUGGUCAAUCGUGCGCAGUCCAAGCAUGUGUGACAUGCGUGCAUGGACCAGUUCAGCCAACGCAUCCGUUAUCGCCUAUGGUCUUCUUGACUCUGUUAUACCAAGUGGGUGGGAGAGGAAAUAGUACGGUGGAUUCAGCGUAUGGCUACUGCCAUUAUAGACUAGUUCAUACGCGAUUCACCAUCCCCUCCGGUCAACCAUUCUCUGGGUCAUGUUGGUGGACAUCGUCGGUAACGAAGUUCGAACUCUCACAUGUAGCAAAAAAUUGUUUUAAACUGCAUUCUUGAUAACGAACUCGCCGUAGUAAUUGAACUGUCGCUGACGUUAUCUUAAUUUUCUCAUCUGUUUGAAUUAUAAACCGCCCGAUUGUAGUACUUGUGAAUUGCAUAGCUUUGUAGUCUUUUGAUUUCAAAAUCUUGCUGCUUUUUGGGUGAGUUGUGACAAGCUUUUUAAGUUGAGUCUCAUCUGUCCUACAUCGUCCUUCCUUGGACAGCUUUCCACUCCAAAGCAAAUGUCUAAAAUUUUCUCUUACAUUUGUUUGGACAAAUUGUUCGUUUAGGCUAACUGAUUAAGUUUUCAUGCAUGAAUCUUCUAAAGGAAAAUAAAGGGCAGGGACGUUUUCGGUUAUGUCGCAAAAUUCCAAAGAAUAUUUUGUCGAUUACUCUUAUCAUUUAAAGAUGGGCGACGGUAGGGUGUAGGGCCUGAACUAAUUUGUGCUAGCCUGUGGACCGUGUUAUACGUUGAGUGGUGGUAGGGGGGGUUUUACGGGUGGGGCGACACGCAGGGCUGAGAGCCGGUGCAGUGCAAAGGACACAGAAAAUAGCUACAUUUCUGCCGAAGGUCUUAUCGCGCACUAUCAUUUAGAAAAGAUAUUCCGCGCGAUAAGUUAAAAAGUAGACUAUAUGCAAUGCUCAAAAGAUAACGGACUUUAAAAAAAACCCCCUCGGGUAAGUUAACAUUUAGUUUUCUAGUCUAGAAAAUUCCAGCCAAUGGGGACUGUGAAUAAUAGGCCAUGUUCACAGUCACACUGUAUUUUCGUGCACAUGUUGGAUUUGACAGCUACGUGGGGUCGUACAUCCUACCGUUACCUAGAGAUGUAAAUGCAACCACUUUCUUCGCCGGUUAAGAAGGUCUUGUUGAUUACAUUUUUGAGAACGUUGAUUUGUUAACUGGCAAAAUGCAGAAUUCUCCGAUCUGGGAAAUUUUGAGGAGGACGCUUUGGUUGUUCCUUUUGUAAAAAUGAAUUUUUUUAUCCUUUUGAGACUGUAAGCCGCUGGUUCUUUCACAGGUCAGUCAAGUAACAUGAGGGUGACAGGGAGGCAUGAGGACGGGUCCAGUACUUUUCCAGUAGUAUUAGUGUUUAGGUUGGAUAGUUUGUGUUGAUUUGGUUCUUAGCUGGUACGUUAUGCCCGAAAUAAAUCACGGCCUCAACAAAAUACUUCGUCUUUUCUUGAGCUAAUUUAUCAGGCAGAGUCUCAGGGUUUGAGAAGUCAACCACGCGUCCCGUGUUACGUACAGGUGGGGUCGCCUGGCGUAAUCUCUAAAUCCUCCCUGAUUAUUUUUGGAUUCUUCCGCGAACUUUGAUUUUCUGACGUUGACGGAGUGUAGGAUUUUGCUGAUAUGGCCCGAUUGAAGGAGGAAAUUUCUGGCGGUUUAAGUGAGAUUGAUAAUAAACUGCAUGAAAACAUAAUCCUUUAAAUCAGCCUUUUGGCGGUCAUCUCGUUUGUGGUUGACUUUUCCGGAUCCUCCGUAAGACGUGAGCGAAUCACUCUAAGAAGGAUUGAGACCGGAGCGACCCACUGUCGAACUCUAUACGACUGGCCAACAUGCUGCAUCAUUCGAGGCGUUGCUUUGUGGUGUGAGUAUUUUAUUCGAAUCAGCUGCAUUUCUGCAGAUCUUCCCUUCACCUUGGUGUCCCUAAGGUCCGGUUGUCUGGUACCUGCUGCGGUAAUGGGCUCUAUGUUUGAUAAGUGAAAUCUACGACCUCUGCGUUCACUGAUAUUUACUCCUCGAACAUGGGCUUGCAUGACUUACGAGAGUCGUAGUGUACUGUUCUUGCGGUAGGUAGAAUAUUCCUCUGGGCAAUGUACGAAAAACAAAGAUGGCCUCAGAUCUUAUUGGUUAUAAUUACCGUAAAAUUAUUCGACGCCUAUGGAUUAAACACGAUCCUGAAACAUUCGUCAUACGAGGCCACAUAUAGAUCUGUCUAACGGUUUGCUGCGGUAAAUUUAAACCAAAAGCGCACGUUUCAACCAGCAAAAAGAGCACACGAGUACUUUCCGACUUGCAAAAAUGUAGUAGACUUUCCGCGAACUCCUGUUAGCCAAAUUAUUCACAGAAACUUACUCUCUGUUUUCCAAAGUGUCUCUCUUAUUUACGCACGCCAUAUUUCGAAGGGUAUGUUAGACAUGUACAACAGUCAUUAAUUCAGGGUACGGGAGCUGUCAAAACACGUUGAUAGCGUAGAGUGCCUCAAAGAUCCUUUUGGCCCAUAAAAUCGUCUCCUGCCUUGUGGACGGCAUCUGCAAUUUAAAAAAACAAAAAGCUAUUGCCGGGCAAACGGUUUGCAGAUUUGUUGACCAGUUAUGUCGCUACAAAUGCAUGACGACUAGACAACAGAAAAAAACAUCGUGUUUUGUCCAAACGAUCGUAAAUGCUGCCUAAACCAUCCGCGUUGCCUCGGUAGAAAGCACAUUGAUUGAGAGCCCAGGACUGUGCCAUCCCUGGCGAGGUAUACUGCACGUCAACCAUCAAGAAAGAUAAUACGGCAGGGAAGGCAUCAGAACUGAAGUCAUUUUAGGCCACGAACACAGUACGGCCAUGGUAGAAAGUCCUCAGAAAAAAAAUGAGGCCUGGGACUGGAGGAGGCUGGAGCCUCCUAUACAUGCACUUUAAAUCCCCACUUUUAUCCCAGUUGCUUUCUUAAAUUUCAGUGUAAACAGCAACCAAAAAUUCAGACACGCAUUCUGCUUAUUUUCUGUGGUUUCGCGCCUCAACUGCGUGAGGUCUGGCUCAUCAAUUGGUCACUGUGUGGUUUCUAUUGCAUACGCAGGUUAUGCACUUUUAAAGUCUGACUUUCCACUGAAGUUAAUACGGGAACUUGAGGAGUGCCGUGUGGAACUCCGCAUGAAAAGUUUUGCUUAAAGUUAUCAAGUACAUCUGAAUUACCGUAUGCGCUUACAAAUCAGAUAGUUGGACUUAACUUCAGUUUCUAUCAUUACGUUAUGGCUAAAACAUGACCUUAGAUGAGUGUUUUUAUUUGGUAGUUCACAGACGGCUGACCUGCUAACACAUUAUGGUCGUAUAAAUGCGGAUGAAACUUAAUACCUUUUUUAGAAUUUUGCGCUACCACAUUGUCGGAAUCUACAUGGGCACCUCUAUUUGAGCAUUCGAGUUAAUUCUAUGUUCCGUGGGCGUUGAAACAUCCGGUCUUUAUGCAUUUGUAAAAUAUUUGCAGAGCCUGGGACAUUUUCGAAUUUGCAAAGGAUAGGGAAAACCCCUCCUUCAGUAGACACCCUUGCUUUUAGGACCACUGUCCAUUUCAGUCUCUAAAUUCCGUUUUUUGUUAAAAUUCUAUUUACUUGUUGACCUUGCUAAAAGGAGGGAAGAGGCGGAUUUCAGGAAGUAGCCCUGAAGAAGCGAACGCAAUCGCUGGAACAAGAGAUUUAUUCGCCUGGCGUUUCGGAUUCCCACUGGGAUCCAUCAUCAAAGACAAAUUUAGAUAAGGGUAGUGGAUUGCCAGGUGCUAUAGUAUUGAUAGGAUGUAGUUACAAAAAUGCCUAUUACGAUUGGCAAUCCCGCAUGCAUCACAGUCGGACUGCCUAGGUGUUUCAGUGUGAUUUUGCCAUGCAAUGGCAAUGCUCCUGUCCAAAUUAUCGACUUUCACGCCCAUUGCACUCAGCUGAGUUGAUAACUUAUGGGAUUUCAUCAUCCGCGUGGGCUCUUGGGCAAUUUGGCUAACCAACAUUGACACCAGGAACAGUGGUUAAACGUACGCUCUCCGUGUGCCUAAUUACUUUGCUUAGGCAAAUUCUCAGCGUCGAAUUUGGAGAGGGGAGGUCGUUACGUUUGUUGGUUGACUGAGAACCGGAAAACCCUGUGUCCAACAGUUCGCGGCUCACGCGGUUGUUGCCUCUAACAAGAAUUUCGGCUUUGCCGACAACUGCACCAGCUCCGAUAGGCGUGUGAGCCGAUAUUUUUGGCAGGCAGGCAGGCGCAUAGCAACCACAUAGCAAGUGCAUCCUGCAACACCUGGCCAAUCGCACUGUGAUGCAUUCGGGAACUGCCAAUUUUGAUAGGUAUGUAGUGGCCUAACAACUACGGCCUAUAAAUGCCGCAACGCCUUGGCAGAUCACUAUCCGUUUCCGACUUUUUCCCUGGUGAUGGAUUCGAGUGAGACUCCGAGACGUCAGGCUAAUAAAUCUCUUGUCGGAUUUGUCCAUUUUCUGGCUGCACUCAGAAUACAAUGUUGUUCAAUUGGUCUGGGUUAAUGAAUUUGAAUCCUCUCAUCACAGUACCUGAUGGGUUCUCCCGGAAGAUGUAGAGAAAAUUUAACCAAUUAAAAUCACAGGUCGUAAUGGCAGCAGCUGGCCAGACCAGUUGGAGUGAUUAACUUUAGUUCAAGUAAGAAUUAACUGUCGCUUCAGGUGUCUUUCCUCGAAGGAGAUCUCUCAUUCUGUGCACGAAGUCAUGUUUUCUGUCUUUCUUAAUGCUCUACUGAACGAUUUCGUCAAUAAAUCCCGUUCAUAGUGACUAGACAAUUGAGUACUGGGUAUCGUUUCGACAUUUACCAUCACCCACUCAUCAAAAGCGCACCCUUAACCGUCCGGUUAGGGAUCUAAAGCUGGAAAUGUAACAUAUGCGCCAGAUUCGGUAUGCUGUGACGUGGCGGGAAAAUCGUCCUGAACUCGAGCGCAUCUCAGCACUUUCAUUCAAUCCCUUAAUUAUCUCAACUCUCUGACGUUCAUGUCCGUUAGAGUUGGAUUUAACGUGCACGCUGACCUUGGAAAAAAGCCUUCACUCUUGCUACCGUACGAUUUAACUGUUUUUUUAAGUACAUGGGGACGCCGACAGAGGGCACUUGGCCCGGAGUUUCCAAACUGCCAAAGUACAAGUUGCUCCUGGGUGAAGACCGAAACCAUGUGAAGGCGUCGCAGAAUGGUGAUGCAGACCAGAAGGAGAAUGCUGGUUCCGGUCGUCGUCGUCGUCGCCUGUGGCACGUAGGGAAACCGCUUCAACGACUGGCACCUCGGCUGAUGCACAUUGAACACGCAGCCACCCUGGCGACGGAACUGCUGCAACUGGCACCAGAGAAGCGUAUCAGUGCCCGGGCUGCUAUGCGCCAUCCCUACUUCACGAACAGCCUGCCAACUGCUCAACUGGCCUGCCUACCGGACAGUAAGCUCCUCAAUGUGUCCAUUUGAGUCUACCGGAUCCUGUAAAAGUAUUACUUAACUGCUGUUUUAAUAAUGAUUAUCUUGCAGCAUAGUCCCAAGGUACAGUAAUUGGGCUAACUCAUGAACUCUCAACAGAAAUUCCAAAAUGCUCAGGUGUAAAGUCGAAACUUGAAUUUGAGAGAAAUUUUUGAAAAUUAGUCGGGAAGAACCAUGAUUGAUUAGGUAUUUCAUUGCACUGAGUGACUUACUAUUUGAAAAAUGGAUAACAAUCGGGAGAUGGCACCCAAAAAUAUCCGUUACCGAGAAAUAAUACCUUUAACAGUGGACUCAAACGCCUUCAGGCUAUAUCAGCGCUUGCAGGCCUACUUUCACGCACUACUUGGACUUUCUCCGACGGCCUAACAUGGGCUGGCCGAACGAACAUCGCAGGAGGUUACAUGGACGAUAGUCGCUGUUACCUAACUUUCCCCAUCUUUACACACGUACACCUGAAUAUACGGCAUACGUUCGCAUUAUGACAGUUUAUUACUAAACAAAAUCACUUUUAAAUAGGAUAAGUCUGCACAACAUGGGACAGGAGCAGUUCCCAGGCAUCUGUCAAAGACAUGGUAUUGGGGCAAAACCAAAGACGAUACUGCUAUCGUCUAUGUGAGCCCAUACAGCUCGACCACAUACCGGGCCUCCCUCGUGGAGUUUUUUUUCAGUCUACUCCAGUAUGCUUCAAUGGCAUUGGUGUGUCGUCCGGUGGUAGGGUCCUUGAAGUUCUUUGAGUGGUUAACAGAGAAAUGUAGAUAACCUUCUGAGGGAAGACGAUCAUACGCCUUCCACUUGUCCGUUACCACUAUACUGCCUUUGGCGACCCAUUUUGUAAUAACGGAACGGAGAGCGGGCCGAUUUCGAUCAUUCACCUGUUCAAAUAAGACUUUGCUGUUGGCUAGUAUCGUACAUACCGACCAGCCACCACCCAUUAAACCCCUAGUCUAACCUGUCCCGUCAGACAGGCCGCUUUGGUCAGGCGGAUUUUUUUGGGUGCCGUCUCCCGAUUGUUACCGAAAAAUGUAUUCACAAGGUUUGGAUUUGUCUGAAGUCCAUGGCCUCUUUGCUGAUCUUCCGAAACUUCUUCGGCAUGUAAACACAAACAACCGCCAAGAGCUAUGUUACCACCAUAAACAAGAUAUUUUUGCUGUUUUGGAAAUAUGAGCACUCAGUUUAACAUUUUGGUGAACAUUUCGCAUGAGAUUUUCGAGGGGAAGGACGUUGAUUUUGUACACCGUUCCCCCAUUUUAUUUCCUCUUCGGUUGAAAAGCCCCAGGGGACUUUGGGACGUUUGCACAGACCAGUUAAAAGCUGAAAUUGAGCAUAGCCACAUUAUUCAUGUUCAUGGUUAGCAAUUUAUUGAGUCUAUUUUGACGAUGUUUUGUGAUGGUUGACUUCACGAAUCUAUGUUCGCAUUAUUUUACAAAGAAACAUGGGCCAGCGGUUUCCUCACAGCGGUAGGAUUUAUUUAUUCAGCAGGUAAUAUCCUGAACGUAGCGUGCUCAGCUAGUUACGGUCCAGCUGGCCGUUGAUCACUUUUCCAGUCGUAUGAUUUGCGGCUGUUCCAUUAAAUGGACCUUGAAUUAAAUGGACUGACAUUUGAGUGUCUCGCUUAAUCCAUCGGUUUUUUAUGAAAAUUAUUCUGCUCAAAGCGGAGUAUGGUGGAUGACUUCCCAAGAUUAGUUGUGCUCCCUUUUCUAAAACAGGAUUCAUUGGACGAUAGAACCCAUAAGGGUGCCCAAACUGUUUAAAAAAAUCCGCACGUCAUGUACUUUUAUUGAAUAAGAUUCUGCCUCGUAGUAUCUGCUUAAAACUUCAGACUGGUUGGUGGACGGGCAUCCUAUCGCCGGUGGCACAAAAAAAUUGAGAGAAAAAUAUAUACAGUGUGUGUACUCCUUCUCUAUCAUGGCAGCUUAUCUAUUUUAUUGAGGAGGACAUCCAAUAUGAACUGAGUUACCGUAGAAGCACCAUAGUGAAAAGUAAUAAGCCGAUAAUGUGAGGGAAUAAUCUUUGCAAAAGCACUAAGCUAUGAAUGUCCUCUCAUUCCCACACUGGUAUCGUGGGCGGGUUAUCCAACGGCUUGGCUACGGUGCCGAAGGCACUUAUUCCAGCGUGCCUCCGAGUUCAGUCCAGAAGUGUUGCAGGCACUGAAGUGGCUACCAUUAAUUAUGUAAAACUAAUACCUACGAAGAAAGGGGGUGAUGAAAGGCCGACUUCUGAUUCAUAAGCAGCCGUUUGUCGAUCAUAUCCUUGCCUGUUGGUCUGAAUAUUACAGCACUCAAACUGGUAGUCUUUCGUCAGUGAGCGUCAGUUGUAACGUUUUAUCGCUGAGUCAGUUGCCGGCUGUAUUGACAGCUAUAACUGGAAAUCCUGCACGUUCUGUCGCCUUUCCCAUGUUCAGAUGUAUUCUGGAAAAACAGUGCUCCAAUUUACCGAAAACACUCCUCACGGGCUCUCUCCUCAAGUCGCUAGAUUGGCUCGUCCACGUAUAAUGCAUGACAACCAGAGAAAAUACCAGAUAUGAAUUCUUAAGGUCCUGCAGACAGACUCGGGUUUACCUCCACCAACAACGUUAGACCCUCUGAAGAAAUGUCGUGCCCUCUUUAAUAGAAAAUCUUAACCGUCUAACCCUUUCUAAAAUGGAGGAAUGGGAAUACCCACCCCCGCAAGUUCGCUACCAAUAAUUGAAAAUGUUAGUCAUCGUUGGAAGGUCAUUUACCGAUUUAUUUGCUAUUUGUAAAAUGCCCAAUCCCUGCGCCUUAGAGUUCAGCCAAGAGCACCACUUAUAAGGUGCUGCUGGUAGGUAUACGGUAGCCUUUUUAAAAGUAAAUACGACAAUCAACUUCCAUUAGUUGACAAGAGGAGUUUAAGUAGGGCGACGGUCGUUGGACUCCUAGACGAGUCCGAAGGCUCAGAACAAUAAACAGAACGUUCUGGUACCCGAUCUCCUUCACUUUAGUAGGACGGUUUCUUUUCUAACAGUCAAUCAAGUGAGGAAGAUUUAUUUAUCAGUGAGUACUGUCAUCACCAUCGUCAGCGUUGCCGCUAAUGAAAGCAUUGUUUAUUCCCCUCAAUGCUGCAUAAAGUUAAAUGAGAGAGUAAUCUCUUAGGCGGAGGCCAAGCAAUUCGCACACCAACAUGACAUGCUCGGCCCCUGUGCAUUGCUUUUAUUUACCAAAAUACCAAUUUCUGCAGACUAGUCAACUGCUCCAUCACCGAUUGGUUACUGUCUGAAGCAGCUUACCGGACAGGCAAACAUUACAGCUCUCCAGACCCGGGUAUUUAAUUCUCCUGAAAAAUAGACUCCGGCUUUCACGCAAGACGCAGAGCGAGAUGCCGACAGGCCAUGUGUGAAACCACGCUAUCAGCCUCAUCCAAUCUACUCGGACGGUUUUCACGGCCAUUGACCGGUGCACAUUGCUUUGAAGUGCAAUACCCUGAAACCCGUGUCCAAUGUGAGUGGGUGGUGGUGGCGGCCACGUAUUUAUGCUCUCCGAAUUCCCCCACCCUGCCUUAGUUUGCCGUUUGUACAUUUUGGGCGUUAUCGGCUGUGGCCCGGGCUGCACAUAUGGCCAGGAAAAUGUUGUUUUCUAUGCGCAUUGAUGUUUCGUUAAACCCGCCGGGGCAGCUGCUUUAAAUGUGUUUGCACCCGGACUCACCCUCUGAUGGGGUGGUGAGCGUUUCAGCUAUGGGCGUACGGAAACUCAGUGCUGCGUUUUGAAUAGAUGGAAGCACCUGAAUGUUCUGAAUUUCAAACGGAUAUUGCAAUUGGCUCUACAAUAGAUUUACUUUCCCAAGCAAAACCGCAAUGCUUAACGGAAUCCUGUGAACGGUUCCUUGCAGAGUAGUUAAUGCCACAAAAGUGCAAGGGACGUUAAUGACCUGACUACCGAUUAAAUGUCAAUCUAAUUACCACAGAAUCAGAUUAUGCUGCAAUUAACGAGUUGGCCGGAGUAGGGGAUGAUGAGAGGAGGGGAAAAUGUCUGCGAGGAACGAAAACGAUCAGGAGCGUACAUGGAUUGGAAGUCUUUAGAGGGAGGGACCGUUACGUGAAUUCUACUAAUUUGGCGCGACUCACCCCAUCUAUCGCAGCUGAUUGAUGAGUGCCCCAGUUAGGUGACAAGCGGCGAAGACGCCAAUGAAUGACAGCGAUCAUUCUACUGACAAAACUAGGGUGGGAAUCGAAAACAAUUGAGGACGACUGCUGCACGAGUCCAGAUCGAUAGCAACAGCAGUCGGUCAGAUUUCGACAAGCAAUGAUCUUUUAAAGCAACUUUGAAUUCCUAUAUGCUGGUAAAACGUUAACAAGAGAAAGAAGCCCGCGCUUCAACGAACAAGCGAAUAUGUCUCGGCAGCUAAUUGUGCUAUAGAGUAGUUGAAAGACACCUGCGACUAAGAAGCUUGUAAGUGGCACUGAGAGUGCAGAGUACACCGAUUAAUCCAUAUGUCGUAAACUACAAAGAAACAGUUGUUUUCACAAUUAGUUGAACUUAACCAAGUCUAGAUUUACGUCUUUAGCUUUUUAUUGAAAGGAGGCUGAAUCAACUACUAACUACAUUUCUGAAACAUGAAACAUGUCUGGAAAGUUCUGAUCAACUAGAGCCGACUUAUAUGCAAAAUUCCCAUACAGUGCACUUUUUCUACGAUUGCAAUGGUCCUCAUGAAAUCAGGCAACUGACGAAAAAGGUGUAGUUUUCAGUCAAAAUCGAAAAAACGUUAUGAUUACAGAUAGGUUUUAGCAUGGAUGUGGCCCUCAUACAGCCUUAUUAGAUUGCCAGCGUGCGUUUCACCAGUCUCCUGUAUGCAAAAAUUCUAGCGCGAUUGAUGUCAACUCCUUAUUUCUUUGUUACACCGAAUUCUGUUCAACAGAGCAUGUACUCGGUGGAAGAUGUCGAGCAGGAAAUCACUCAGUAAGACUCCUGACUAGUCACGGGGAGUGACCAUUCCUACGCUCUUAUCGCAAAUAAUAAAAUGGCUUUCAGGACUCACGGGGCGUGAUUAUCUACCAGCACGGAUUCUCCAGGGUUUUUCUUUGUAAAUGUAACGGCCCUAAAAUUGAAUCAUGCAAAAGAACCGUCAACAGUACUACUAGUACUGAGAAGCUGUUUUUGCUAGAUUUAAAUGUAAUUCGACUCUCCUAAUUGUCCAAACCUCGGCAAUCUCGGCACAAUUGCUACCUGUGACAGUAAUGGGGUGGCCUCGCAUAGCGGACGCCUUGCACACCCGAGCUAGGAGGCGCUGACCGAGAGCUAUGUCUUUUUGCCGUUGAAUGAAGAUAUCCAACUAACGCACCGCAACGUAUAAAUUUAACUAAUACUAAUACAGCAAGCUAGCCGCUCAAGGACGUUUUCGUAAGCAAUUAAUCUGAAACCUAUCAGGUGCCCGUUAGACUCGCUUGUAAUCAGAUGUUUUUGAUAAAGCCGGAGCCUCAUAGCGGAAAAUUUAGGAGUGCUGAUUGUGUUGUUGACGGUUUGAAUCCUGAUUAGGUCGCCGAAUCUUCCCACGGUUGGGUCAGAUAGAUCAAAAUAUGUUAAACCACCUUUAUGAGGAUAUUUUAAGUCGCAAACUCUAUCUCGCUUAGGCCAAUAAGCAACUUGAACCUGUCCUACUGCGAAUGGCUGACCGGGAAAAGUUGAACCGGAUUUACGAACAUGUUAGCUAUUUGUCGAUAGACAUUUCGUCCUAUUUGACGAACAGACCUCAUCAUUUUCACGCAUUUCAGUAGUAUCAUGCAGGUUCUCCACUCAGUCUGCUAAUUAUCACCUUACCCUUCAUACAUUUAUGGGUGUGAAUGAAUGCUGGAUUUUUCGGAUUUCACUUCUCCGGCAUGAAAUUUACUGAUGAAACUGUUUUAAAAACACCGACAAACAUAUUAGACGAAUUGGUUAGGUGGAAAUCUCGCGCGGUACCUCAUGUAACCUCCGGUUUAAGCUAAACCAACAAGGUUGAUUGCGUCGCUAGCGAUGGACAGCUGUUGUUUUUUCUUUAAACCUGUGCCAUUUGUUGGGCGGUCUGUCUUGGUGUCUCGGCUUAGGGUAGAUGGCCUUCAAUUUUUCCCCCUGGGAAUAUUUUCGAUCACGAAACCAGUCAGAUAGAAUACUGGCGAGUCUACAGUUUGCCGAAAUCACUUCAUAACUCGUUUCUGUCCUCGGGCCAUGUCUGCCAAAAGUCUUUCUUACGCCGACGUCCCAUCGCAAAAUUGGUGCUGGUAGCAUGACGCUACGGCUUUAUAGCCUUUUGAAGUUCGAAAAGGAAAUGACUCCGACUUCCACGCUUGCCAAUUGAUUAGUCCACCUGCGACGAAAAGUCAGAUCGAAAGUCACAAGACCAAACGGACCAGCCCUGUAAGCAGGCUGCAGAAGUGACUGCUUAAUAGUUGGCCAGUUCCAUGGACGGAAUAGGAAUCGGGAAGUCCAUGGUGAUGACCAGAAGGGCAGGCUGGGUGUAGUGAAACUUUUUAUGGCUGUCGAAAGCGAGAUGAGAAUUCCGGCAUCCGAGUCCGAAUCCCGUCGAUUUAUCCGACGUUUUGCCAAAAUGCCGAGCAGUCAUUUUUACAUUAUACAUUUUCUGCAUAAAGAAAGAAUCAUUUUCAGCUGUAAAGCUGGUAGAUUUAUGAAACCACUCGCGCGAUUGCGCACCACCUAAGGGAGUAGACGCCUGAUUGUUUGAAUGGAGUAGCGUUUAAUUCGUGCAGGAGUAACGAACAUGCCUAUAGGCGUAUAGUUGCACACAUGCUUCCUCUGUGUCAAAAUGAGUGGAACUGUUAUCUGACAGGGGUCCUGAUGAAAACUGGUUUUUCAAUGAAUCGGGACAUAAGUGACCGUCAAUACAGGGUAGCGAAAUCAGCAGUCAGCCGCUGCGUUUGAUCCCAUUUGUAUUUAAUUUGCCUAUGUCUUGGUUCAAGAACACGGUGGUAGGCAGCACAGUAAGGUCACAAGAUCUUACCUUGAUAUAUUUCAUCUGACGUGCACUUUGUGAAAUGCUACGGAUGCGGUUAAACUGUAAGUUAAGUUUUAUUCUGUGUGUUGAUAAGACAAAACUUGCAUGUUAAGCUAAAACCAGAGCAUGGACAGGUUUAUCACGGUUACUAAGGCCAACGAAACACUCUUUAUUCCCAUCUCCUCUUAAAAUUUCUUCCUCCCCUUCUUUUUAUUCAUCAUCAUCAUCAUCAUCAUCAUCAUCAUCAUCAUCAUCAUCAUCAUCAUCAUCAUCAUCAUCAUCAUCAGCUUGUUCUUCGUCUUCUUUUUAUCUUUUUCUUCCGUUUCUGCCCGGUUUUUCGUCCUCCUCUUUGACUGACAUUCCCUCGAGUCUAUGUCUAAAGAACAAAUAUUCGAUUUUAUUUGUCAAUGUACCAGGUCGCUUUCUCAAACAACAGACAUUUGUUUACCUAUCUCCAACCUCGUAGCAAUUCUAAUGCUCAAAACAGCAGCUUCCAUCUCAUAAAAAAGACAUUUGAUUUGCACUCUGUGGAUUCCAGGCAGUGAGUUGUUCCACAUCUUUCGCCUAUACUAUUGAGGUCAAUUCAUAUGAUCCUGUCUACGCAUUAUCUAAACUAUACUGUCCGACGGGGCAAAGUUGGCCUAUCGGUUGUUUCGAAAUCUCCUCUUCGGGUGAUGAUACCUGCUCUAGGCUUCCGCAUUCUGCCAUAAUACAGUGCGAUCGAAUUCGCCUAAAUUGCCCACAAAUAUGUUAUAUUACAAGGCAUUUUUAUUGUAAUUACAUCUUUGGUGGCAGUAACAGCUGCCGAACCGCUUCCACAUAUUUAACUAAUUGGAUAAAUGAUCCCUCCGAAAGGCUUUUUAAGGAAAAUCUCAGUGUGAUUUCAAAAGAUUUUCCGCACCGGUCUUAUGGAUCAAGUAAAAAAUCUCGGUCUCCAUAAACAUUGCCAAUCACUUGCGUUAAUCUGUUUCUGUCUACUCACGAUAACCCUUUCUGCUCAAGCAACUCCUACGGCUUGCGAUGUUCCCACAAUCGAUGUGUUACUUGUCAGAUUCUAGUCCAUUUUAUUAAUUUUAGGCUCUAAGCACUUGCGACCUAGAAUACUUAUCAGUUACCCCCAUCCCCACCAACGAAUUCUAAAUGACAUCCGAAAUCCCGUUUUAACAGUGAGAUGUCAAUUUUCGUCCCGUGAUCACAAUAAAUUGGAGUUCCAUUUGCGUAUAACAGUACAUUUUCAAUCCCAGCUAACAGACACUGAGCUCGUUAACGUAAGAGUUGGUAGAGCGGUGUACUUAAGUGCGCGCUGUACAAAGGUUCAAGCGUCAGGUGCGCCGGCGUCUGCUCUUGGCUAUCGCUAGAUGGCAGCAUUUCCCACUAAUACUAUUUUAUUUGGCAACGGUGUCCCUUGUACUACUUCCCUGCCCGACAGUCGCCUAAGGCAACCGUGCACGUCAUUUUUGCCCGCGGAAAAUUUCGAAAGCCUUGCGUGUUGCUCCCGCUUGCCGAUCUGCUACCUACUAGGCGAACUGGUAAUGUAACUGUGAUAGAAUACCUGCACUCCCCCCCACCCAUCUGCCACCCCCUCCUCACCAAACAAACUCCCCGAAACCGCCGUUUUGGUCGACACAGACUGCGCCAGAAUAUCAGUGCGGCGGACUUUCAGACCGGGCAAGCGAUUACGCUGGAUGAUAAACUGUUAUCAAAGAGGGCCAGUUCACUGUUUCAGCCGACAUUGCUCGCCGUGUGACUGUGGUUCUCUAGAAAGCCGUCGUGCGCUUUAACGACCCCGAUCCACAGCUUCCUUAAUGACAAAAUCCCCCAUUUCGUCCUCAGAUCGAUCUGAGCGGGAUGAGGCAUGUAGUUUUUCGCACAAAACCAGGAGGGUGAAAGCGGGCAACGCGCAUUGAGCUACGCCCUUCGAUAACGGUCUAAAGUAGUGCCUAGUAGUUUAGACUUUUAUGUAGAUGAUUGCUGAAAAAAUUUAGGAGUCCAUUUCAUGUAAUUAUUUGCCGUAGUGAACACAUAUAUAGGAGCUAAAAGCCCAGACAUUCUUGUACUGCUGCCUGACGCAACUGCAAGGGAUUCGACUCAACUGUGGGUCAUCCAGCCUUCCCCGUGUGUUUUCUGGUAUAUUAACUCCAGUUUCUCUUUGUCUAGUUUAAAUGCCGAGGAAAUUAAUGCGCGAACCUUGAGUAAAUUUUUCGGAACAGACCUUUUCAGGAAUUAUCCGAAUUUCGAUGUGAAUAUUUGAGCUGAAAUCCAUCAGCUACUGCGGCAUAACCGCGCAAUAGUCACAAACCACCGGAAGGCAGUCAGUAAUGUAGAAUGGCGAAACACGCGUGUCUGGGCACUUAGCUAAUACCUGUGUUGUUAGUACGGUAAAUAAUUACAAAAUUCUAUAUCAGUGGCUGCCCGUUAGUGGUUUGUGAAUAUUGCGCGGUAUUGUCCCGGAUUAGCUGGUGGAUUUUAGCUGAAAUAUUCAUAUCAAAUUUCGGACUGUGCCUGAAAAGGUCUUUUCCGAAAGAUUUACUCCAAACACUCACAUUAAUUUCCGAAAAAAAUAAACUGGUGAGGAGUUAAUUGUAUGAUGGCCUGGGGAGGGAUCCCCACGAUCUCGCCCAUCUGGGCCUAGUCAAGCAUUUUACAACGGCAUUUGAUUGCGGUGACAGUCGAAUGUUAAACUAGAAGUGUACCAACAUAUUAGAAGUACUGUAACUAAUUGUCUAGAUUGUACACUGCUUACUGUGGACGUUUCUGAUAUUAUUGCUGAUCAGUUCAAGGCCAGUAGAUCCCAUCAACCGGUUGGCACGUACUCCGCCUUGUAUUGAAAAUAAAUUGCUGAACAUACGUACCCACAGGUCAGGAAGUCUAUGAGUGCGUUAAGUUCUGCAUGUUUUUUCAUCUUCGCUUAGCUGACGUCUUUUUUCGGCGAAAUAUGUUGCAAAGGGGAAAAUGUUUCACUCUACUUCUACCACCAGUAAUGUCAUCACUACCGCCAACGGCAUUUCGACCGCCGUGGCCGAAUGGCAAUGUUCACGUGAACUCCUUUGUAAGGACAAUUGACUUGCGUGAUACCUACCGCACUCUCUCCUUUCCCCCAACUCGGAUCCGGUGUCAUGAGAGAGUCAAGACUAUGGGAGGCGGGAGAGGACACAGGUUGUUGACACGGCGCAAAAAUCACACCCAGGAAUACAACCAUACCCCUGGUCCACAGUGUACGUUGACCAGGAUCUUAUGCAACUAGGAAAAAAAAGGGCUGCUGAGAUCCCAGUUGGCGCAACGUGAGCUGGCACUCGGGCGAGCCGUCACAGCCUGCUAAUGCUAGAAUCUGUUAUAGUUGCGGAUUCCCAAUAACGCUUGCCGGACCUCGAUCUAUUCCUCGUGUUGGUCCAGCGCAUCUACCUCCUGGCACGUUUCACGGAUGCAGCACCACUUUCGUCACCAUUGUUGCCGUUUUCAGCAUCACGGAAGUCAUCAUGAGCGUCACCGUAAACGUCGCCGCGACUGCCAUUCGGUUUUUAGUUAACGCCUGACGCGCUUUUCCAAGCCCCCAAAACGGUUAUGUUAAGUGACACAAAUACACUAAUUUUAGAAUGGCUACAUCACCAACAGAUCCUCGACCGAUUUUUUAGGGAUGGUUUUGCGUUGGAAUGGCUUCUUUAGUUCCUGACUUCAAAAGAAUGACGCCUCAACACACCUCUCCCCCUCUGACGCACCAAAUUGACAUUACGGGACUCUGCCGGACUAACGCUACAUCUAGUUGACGAUUUAUUGUUCAUCGAUAGCUGCGUAUUGUCGGCUGGCUAAAAAAUAAACUUGGUGAUACUUUUUUCAAAGUUGCGCUGUUAUUUGUGAUGAGAUCACUCGCGCAUUCCUUUAUUCACUCAGGGCAGGUUGAUCAACCUUAUACUUCCAGCCGCAGAUGACUAAGCGUGUGGUGGGUAUUCGGUGACAUGUCAUUUGACUUCUUCCAGCUUUCCGAUCGGAUCAGAGGCUUGAUCUUCCAAAUCCGGAUCGCUGAAGGGGGCCAAUAUGCCGAAAGUAGUCGUUUAAAUGUCAUUCGACCCUGCCGAAAAUCCAUGUGACGUAGAUUUAACUUUGCGAUUUCCGCAUGUGUGAGCUCAGUACGGCCUCGGAAAAGAUUGUGGCUCCGUAAGUUGGAUACAUGACCCUCGGGAGAACUCUGGAUGCUAUCCCACUUGUCUGCGCUUCAGCUUAUUUAGGUUAGCCACACCUACUGUCUUAGAAAAUUAGUAUGAUCUUCUCUUUCGUUCAAUAUCCCUGAAUCUGUUGAACAAUGUUAGAAUAGAAAACCUUCUGUCAAUACUGAUAGAAGUAUGUCAUGAACGGUCUUCCCCAUCUCCUUGUUCUUGCCGAUUAUAUGUAUCUUACCAAAUGUGUGUGUGUUAAUUUAUUCCUGCGGUGAGAAUCAGUGUCCCACAACUAUUCAGUUCAUGGACGAGGUUGUGCAGCUCAAAGAUAUUUAUUAUUUGGACAUUGGUUGUCUCGUGUAAAAUUUCAUGGGGGCUAAUACCCCCAUGUACUUACCUUAAUCUUCCAGCCCUAACCUCAACGUUAGUAUUAACCCCUCUAAUCCUGUCCCUCGUCCAAAAAUUGCACCCUAAACCUUACCCUGCGGAUAACGCUUAUCCUAACUACAACCCCUGGAAUUUAUUGCAAGCUCACAUAUAAUGAGACGGGCUUAUAUCCCCCCGUCAAACUUAUUUCUUCACUAAAUUUGUGAUAUAAAACGCACAGAAAUCUCAGGAAAAUAUACUCCCAACAUAAGGCGUGAGUUGGGUCUCACGAGGUAUCAACCAAGCCAGUUGAGUAACCGGUCAAGGAAAAAAAAGUCUGUUAGGAUUUCACUGUGAUGCCACUAUGUUCGAUACAUACUCCCAUCUUGGUUCCUGUGUCGCGAAUGUCUGCCCUUCGACGGUAACGUUUUACAGUCCCCCGUGUCCAGUCCACUGCCGCAGAUGAUUGUUACUCAUAGACCGUGAAUUUUUCAUAAACGAUAAGUCACGAACAGUAUCACAAGAGGACUACCGGGACGUUUAUUUCUUAUUAUCACUUUUUCUUCAAUUCUGUCAUCAUUAUAAUCACAACUCGCUCGUUUAAAAGAGAAAAUACAUGCGAGUUCCUAAGUCCGCAUUUAUGUUUUUCUACAAAAUCUGGACGCUUGUAUCUAGAGGCUUACCAAACCUUCGGCGGUCUGAUUAUUAUUUUUAUAUUAUUCACACUAUGAUUCCUGGCACCCCUGAUGGUCCACAGUGUGUCCUAACCAACGAGCGAUCCUCACAUGCAGACCUACCAUCAUGUGUAUUUUCGACAGAAGAGUUAAACUAUAUUGGAUUCAAGAACUGCAUUUUUCAAGCAGUAGAUUUCUGGAAAAAACAUUGUGCUCAGGGACUAAGGAGGGAACAAAUCUUGCAUCUAAGUCAGUUAAGUCAGCUUAUUAAGGGAAUGAGGCUUUCGCCCUUGAGCUCCCUAUUCAUAUCGAUAAACAGAAAUAGAACCAUCACUUACAUCAGCAAAUGCGGAAAUUCAAAAGUUAGCAGUAAGUGUGAGCCAGGCGCAAACUGCCGCCGCCAAAAACUAUUGUGAUUAUAUGUACAGUAGUUUCUCAGCAAAUGAGCACCUCGUCUACACUAGAAGGAUUCGACAGUUUCGGAAAGAACCACCGCAUCAGGGAGUCCGUUCCAUGGCCCUAUGGCCCUGUGAGAGAAGGCGUUCCGUCGGACGUCCAAAUGAGCCAGUUUCCUCGACAGUUUGAAGGGAUGACCACGCAGACUGUCAGUCCCGGCCAAUUCGAAGAAUUCAUAAAAGUCUAGGGCGCACUCACGGCCUCUGACAAUCCUGUAGGCUUGAAUGAGCUCGCCGCGCAAUCGCCUGUAAUUGAGAGGAAACAGAUUUAUUUCGGUCAACCUGGCUUCUUAAGGCAGAUGAUUAAGAAUCUUGACCAUCUUCGUAGCCAUCGCCUGUACUCUUUUCAGUCUUUGAUUAUCUUUCUUCAACUCAGGUAAAAAUCUACCUCAAAGAGAACUGAGGGAGAAAGAAAAAUAAUAUUGUCUGUAUUAGCUGCAAUUACAUACUAAUAGCAUGAGUGCAGAUGUAUUCGCUUUAAAGGCAACGUUUCAUAGAACAGGAAUCAAAGUGCGAUUAUGUCUCUUGUUUGUUGGUGCUGCAGACCAAUUUCACAACUUUAGUUCGCAUCUUAGCUACUAUGUUGAUUGGUUAUUCCUUUACUCGCUGUUACUUCUUGUAGCCAUGUCAAUCUUCAGCGUACCCGGCAUCUGCAUGUCUUCGGAGUCGCCUCGGAUACAGGUCCAUCGUCCGGUUCGACCAUCACACCUAAAAGCCCUUGCUCCAGGCAGCUAUGCCGACGUGCCGGCACGACAAACCACCUCCCUGGACGACGAGGUGUACGCCGUUCCUGGACGGUUAGUGCAGCCUUGCGGCACAGCCUCCGUUUCCAACGUCCCUGUCCCCAGUUUAACACGCGCUCCACCACAGAACACUUCUCACCAGAAGGUCAACGCGUCCACAGAUAGGGCCACCAUGUCAUACACCCCCGUUUGGAAACACUGCGAGUGGAGAGGUCGCAGCGAGAGCCAGCAAAAUCCCAGCCAAUCACUCUCCCAAAUGCCCCCACGAAGAGUGACCGCACAGCAUGCGGGACUGUUGGCAGGAGCGGAGAGGACCGAACCCGUUUCCAUGAGCUCGGAGUCCACCUGCCGCAGAUGUCACGCCACCCCACACCAGCCGGUGCCCCCCACGCUGAUGGCGGGCAGUUCGCCCUCCACAGCGGUGAUGUUUCCGCCCUACGCGACCGCUGUACCCGCUCUGGCAUACUGUCUGCCAUAUCUCCCCUCCAGUCCGCCGACAAUCCCCAUGUGCGCCACCAUUCCGACCCCUCUUGCCUGCAAACCCGACCCCAGCGGCGCUAUUCGUCCACCUGUAGCGGUCGCCGCCGCUGCAAGCGCCUCCACUCCCUCCUCCUUUGUGUCACUGCCCUUUCGACAGGACCUGAUGCCAUUCCUUGCCCCCAUUCCCUUUGUUCCCGCCUAUCCCCUUCAGCGUGCGCCCGAUCCAACAUGUAAUCAGGGCGAAACCUUUCAGCACGUUCAGCAGAACAGAGAUAGCGCGACAGGCGCUGCAGACGUUCCAACUGCUGCGACACGACCGCCCUCCCAACCGCCGCCACAAGUGGGUUCUGCUGUCCGAACUGACGUAACUGCCGAAGCCUGCAGCGACCCACGAACCUCCUCUACUCGUCUCCAGCCCCUGCCUUUCAGCUAUCCAGCCUCCCCGGAUAUUGUCUGGAUGGUUCCAUGGAUAGUCAGUGACAUUAAUUUAUCUCUUUGCCUGGCUUAAUAAUAAGGAAAAACGCUUUUUUCUCAGUCAAUUGGCUAUGCAUGAGGCGGUGUGUCCUCCAUAACUGGCAUUCUAGAUUUUGCGCUCUAAUUGCACGGUAACUGUCACUCUAUCGAGGACUCAGAUUUUCUAUUUUAAGCUAGGAUACCCUAUGUGCAGUUGGCGCAAAUGUCAGUCAAAUGGUUAACUGUUUACCUUGUUUGAUUUCCGAGGAAAUAAAUGCGCGAACUUGGAGUAAUUUCUUCGGAACAGACUUUUUCAGGCACGGUCCAGAAGUUGACACGAGUUGAGUUUAUUUGAGCCCAAAUCUCUAGGUCACUACUCCGAAGAAUUUGAUCCAAGUUCGCGCAUCGACGUCCUCGGAAGUCAAACAAGGUAGAGGAAAGAUGGAGUUCAUAUUACCAGAAAACGCACAUGGAAGGCUGAGAUACCCAUUAAUGAGCAGAAACCCUUACAACUGCGUCAGACAGCGGCAUAAGAUCGGCGAAUCGAGCGUGUCUGGGAUUUUAGCUAGUACCUGCGUUGUCAGUAUGGUAAAUAAUUACACAGUAAUUAACUGUCUUUUACUUAGAACCUAGAAACCAGUUGCUGACACAGAACACACAUUUAUGCAACCCUUGACAGACGUGAUACUGUCAAUUUUAUGUACAUUGCGGUAUGAGCCCGGAGAAUUUGGACGGACGCAAUGGUAUUUCGCAGAACCUUUUGGCCUAUUAGUCUGGAUUUUCGUUUAUUGGGAACUGCUUUGAAGACGGCUGCGUGGAACUCGGCGGCCGUUGUGAAAAUUUUGCCUACAACUGUAAAUAUCUAGACAUCUCACGCGCAGUGUCCCACCAGUAUGACUUUCCGAGUUUAAGCUAUUUCUGCAGUUGAUGAACGUUUCUUUGAUAGAGAUGGCAGAUUAUCUAACAACUGCAAGUUUACUAAUCGGAUCGGUUAUUUUGCCAUUAGUGAACUCUUUCACUUUUAUUUUUCCAUCAUUUACUCACAAAAGUGUUCAGAUUUGUUCAAACUUCCUCUUGCAUCGCCCGCCAUGGGAUUUUGAUAGAUUCGGUUGCCGAAAGGCAUAAAAGGAGGCGGGGACACAACCAAGAGAAUUACUACUCCGACUUUGGGGUAAUUUUUUAAUACGGGGCGCGGAAGUUUGGGCGAACAUCCUUGUCGAUUGUACCAAUCAAGCCUUCGUGGAAGUUGUUGCGCAAGCAGUGUGUGCUUAUUCCCAUUAUUCUCGGUGAUUGUAAAAAUGCAAUAGUAGAACCUUGUGAGAGCAUAAAUAAGACCUAUUCUCUAUUUUCUUGUUUUAAAAACUUGGGCGCUCAUUAAAUUGCGCAUGAGGAUUUUAAACACUCAACCAUCUUUAGCGUAUAUUUAACGUAAAUCAUGCAUCCUAUUUCGUGGAGAUCUUACAAACGCAAUUUAGGUAAGUCCUCUAACAGCAAUGGAAAUAAUAAUAAUAAUAGUAAUACCAAUAGUGCAACCUUGUGCAGCUUCGAAGGCAACUCCGUGUGCUCAUAAAAUGCAGUAGAUCGAAAUGCUCUACCUUGUAUAAUCUGGAGACGUUAUUAGUAGUGAGGUGAAGGGAAAAACUCUAAAGAAGACAAAAUGUCUUGCAGAAAAUCACAAAAAUGCAAUUUUUGAGAGAUUCAAAGGAAUUUACGUAGGCACAAAAAAGGGCUUAAAAUACGCACAUUACGUAGGUGACGAUGUAUCCGGGAGCUCGAUUUGCGUAGUUGGCAGAGGGCAUGUUCAACGAAAAGCCAGUAUCCCAGCGUGUAUGAAUUAGCUUGUCCUUUUGUUUCCUCCAAAUCAGUACUAUUGUGCGCUUACUUAAGCCAUAUUUAUUAAGGCAGGUGUUCGCCGUGAGCUCUGUCUAGGACGGAUUUGGCAAAACACUGCUUUCCAGUAACCGGUAGACUGGAAUGGAAGUUCACGUAUUGCAAUUUCCAAUACGUCACAUAAAGACACAUUUUUUCAUCAAAAAUUCUCUCUUAUCUCACGACUUCGAAUUUUCGGCAGUCUUUCUUCAAACUCGCUGCCAUUUUAUCCAGAAAAAUGACGCUUAGCUAGGCUUUUAUGCUCACACUUCCCAGAGUAAUUUGUGUCGCAUUAGUAGCGCUGAAUUCCUAACAAUUUAACAGUUCUAGUCAGUGUUCCUUCAGCCUUACUCAGUCUUAAAACGCUGAGAAGGAACGUGUGCAAACGUCUGUUUGUAUGGAAUUUUCCCAUACAUUUGCAUUCCCAUUGUUAGAACUGUUAGGAUGUACGCACUCCCACGAAAUCGCGUAUCUUAAACCGAGUUGGGAUAAUUUUAACCCUGUUGGCGAAGUUGGCAUGUUGGAAACAGGAAAAAGAACUAGAACAGUAAGACGAGAUAGGUGAAAUAGGCAGCUGAUUAGCUCAGCACUGAUCAAGCGAACGGAAAGUGAUUCAAGAUUUGCUCAUAGCUGAUAAGUUAAAUUAAGUUCCUUUGAUCUGUAGAAGCAGCCAUUCCCCAUGCACUUUUGCGCUUUAUUCAAUUUCUCAUCAUCUCGUCUUUACUUCCUCCAGCCGCAGUCCUACUACCCAGGUUUCCCCUACGCACCCGCCCGAGUUGAUUCGGUUGUCGUGGGGGACAUUCUGGAGCCCGGAUGCGUCCAAGUUGCGUCUUCACAGGCUUUGAAAAACUCAAAGUCACCGCUAACCGUAUCCCCCUCGGAUGCUGUCAUCACCAGUCCAGCUCAACAGCCCCCGCCGCCGUCAAGGUCAGAGAAGGACUCGGCGGCCAUGACACACCGCCGCCAGAGCCACUCUGCAGAGACGGUCUCCGGCACCGGUUCCCUCACAGACACCAGCUUUUGUCUGGCCUCCCUCGGCGGCACACCGCACAAGAUGUUCCUGAGCAACCACUAUGGGCCGGACAGGUCAGAGCGCGGACAGCAGAACAACGGAUCACUCUGUCCACCGCCGGACGGCAGCAGUGUCUCCUCCGUAGAACGACUGGGUAGCCUGAACCGCAGUGCCAGCUUCUCAGCCAGCGACCGCUUGCGAUUCCAUUACUCCUGUUCUCCCCCUCCCCCUCCUUCGCAGUUCCGCCUGCCGAGAUCGCACGCCUUCUAUGCUGGCCUCUGGCCAGAGGCGGCUCACCACUUCGUCUGCUCACACUCGGCUGACGACCGCGGCGGUCCACCUCCGGACGGUCAACCGGCAGGAUCCUUCCCAGAAUCCGGUCAGACUCAGAUGAUCUCCUGUGAUCAUACCCUGUAUUCCCCUAGGCGUCGUCCCUCGCAGACAGAAUGA